Molecule: messenger RNA, 76486 nt
Organism: Podarcis lilfordi (Lilford's wall lizard)
Lineage: Eukaryota; Metazoa; Chordata; Lepidosauria; Squamata; Lacertidae
Source: the annotation of a GenBank genome assembly
AUGGUUGACCGACAAGAAGUUGUGAUGUCAAUUAUGAGAUCACAAUGCAGCAACUGGUCAGAUAGUCAGGCACACAGGGGAGGGGAGUCUCAUAGGGCUGAAUAAGCAGGGAAGUAGAGGGUCCCUUCUGACUACGCUGAGCAGGACAAGACAGAAAAUAACAAAAGGGGUAUGUUGUUAGCAUCCAGCUUCCCAGAAGUUGCAUCAGGUUUGUUUUUCUUCCAGUGCACAGAUCUAGCCAGGAGGCAAUUGGAAAGAAAAACCCCACUCCUUCUGAACAAGCUCCCUUUAGGACCAAAACAUGAUUGCAGGUGCAUCUUCCACCCCAUUCUGCUCACACCAAACUGCUUUCACUUAUAUGCUGCCACCUCGUGGCAACUGGCAGUCAAAAUUGUCUUGUCACCUCUCCCAGCUGAGCUGUAAAGCUAGUUCAGUAAGUUAGUGUGCGGAUGGACGAGAGAGAGAGAAAUUAUAUGGAAUUACUGUCCUUUAGCAAGGAUGCCCUUCAUUUCCUAAUGCAUGUUUUGCACAGAAGAUUAUCCCCAUGACAAGCACUCUGUCAGAUGGUUUUGGCAGUUAACUUGCGCAGGUCAAGGAAGAUCUCGGAAAAGUGUGGCUUGAUUCAAUUUUGCCGGCUGCUAAGUUCCAUCAAUUGGUGAAAUUCGUUUCCUCCCCAGCUGACCUCUAAGCCCUGAUCCAUAGGUCAGCAGAUGUUGCGACAACAGCACCACAGGGGAAGCUCCCAUUGUCCGUUUCCUGCACCUUGGAGCUAGGAUGAGCUGGCACCGCCUACACCAGUGGUACCCAAAUUGGGCAGUACCACCCCCUGGGGGGAAUUACCUUGUUGUUGUUUAGUUGUUUAGUCAUGUCUGACUCUUCGUGACCCCCUGGACCAGAGCACGCCAGGCACUCCUGUCUUCCACUGCCUCCCGCAGUUUGGUCAAACUCAUGCUGGUAGCUUCGAGAACACUGUCCAGCCAUCUUGUCCGCUGUCGUCUCCUUCUCCUUGUGCCCUCCAUCUUUCCCAACAUCAGGGUCUUUUCCAGGGAGUCUUCUCUUCUCAGGAGGUGGCCAAAGUCUUGGAGCCUCAGCUUCAGGAUCUGUGCUAAGUGGCAAGGGGAAAGCUUGGGAUGCUAGAGGUACAGGUGAUUAUCAAACUUUGAAAAGCUAGUAUCGCUGGAUGAAGUUCAUCAGUUUUGUUCAGCUAAAACUAAAUAGUUUUAAUUGAAUCUUGAAUGUUCAAUUAAUUGUUACUGCUUUGAAUUCUGUUGCGCUAUUAUCUUCCUUAGUGGGUCAUGCAGACCACUGUUCUGAAUAAUGUUUUACAGUGGUACCUUGGCAUACAGAUGUUUCAGGUUACAGACACUUCAGGUUACAGACUCCACUAACCCAGAAAUAGUACCUCGGGUUAAGAACUUUGCUUCAGGAGACCCCCAUUAGCUAAAGUGGUACCUCAGGUUAAGAACAGUUUCAGGUUAAGAACGGACCUCCAGAACGAAUUAAGUUCUUAACCCGAGGUACCACUGUGUAUAUUAGGGUAAGGGAGCACUGGGGAUGAGUUUAUGGAACCAAGCAGGCAAUGGUCUGAAAAAGUUUGGAAACUGCUGAUCUACAGGAACUAGCAGGGAGCUGCUAUGCUAGUGAAGGCCCUGUGUUGACGCAGUCAGCUUCUCCCAAAUCCUUGGUCAUCUACUGGGUCCCAAUGUCCUUCCUUGGCUUCUCCGUCCUCCUGAGCAGGCCCCUCUCACCUGAUUAAGUGCACCCCCUCCCUUUUGCAUUAUGUUUCCUAUGCAUUGAAAUGAGUGCUGUGGAAUAAUGUGAGAACAAUGAUUUUUUCUUACUUAAUUACGUAAAUUACAUAAAUUGCAAAAUUUCAUAGAAUUGUACAACGGUAGAGUUGGAAGGGACCCCGGGGUGAUGUAGUCCAACCCCCUGCAAUGCAGGAAUCUCAACUAAAGCAUCCAUGACAGAUGGCCAUCUGAUCUCUGCUUAAAAGCCUCCAAGGAAGGAGAAUCCUUCACCUUCAGAGGGAGUCCGUUCCACUGCUGAAUAGCUCUUACCAUCAGAAAGUUCUUCCUGAUGUUCAGGCAGAUUUUCUUGUAACUUGAAGCCAUUGGCUUGGGUCUUACCCUCCAGAGCAGAAGAAAACAAAAAGCGAGAUGUAUAUUUUAGGUUUUGGUGGAAGGCAAACUGCAGCUGAACGGAAGCGCUGCUGCAAAUGAUGAACACAGAGAGGAACGGAAAGUGAUGCUGCCAUACCCCCUUUACUUGGAAAAGAGACAAACUCUUUCCACAACAUGGGAAAUAGAUUGGCUUAUUCCUGAACCCAUCUGAAUGUGGACCCUCCUCCUUCCAGCUCUUGCCCACCAUUGGUCCCCACUGCCAAGCCACUCUCUCCCUGCCAUCUGUUUAAAUUCAGCUGCUGGGGCCAUGUUCAAGGUCACUGUAUUAAUUUACAAAGACCUUGAACCACUUAGGUCCAGGGUACCUCCGGGAUCAUCUGAACCCUGAUUCUCCCAGCUUCAUCGCUGAGAUUGUUCCCUUGGUUGGUGCGGCUCACUUGACAAUGACUAGAAGCUGAGCCUGUGGUACCAUUGGCCCAGCCUUGUGGCAAAGUCUGCCAAUAUAGAUUCAGCAGGUGCCUUCUGUGCCAAAUUUUAAACACCCGCUGAAAACUCUUCUCAUGGCGCAGAAGCAAAAUACCCCUGUUUCUUAGUCCCAACCAGAACGUGGGAGCCAAAACGGAACAUCUGGGAUUGGGAUCAGAAGCCAAAGGCGGCUUCUGUCCAUCUGGAUUGUCCCCCUUAAAUUGGGACACUUUGAGGCACUGGGAUGGGGAUCUGCCUGCAAAAGCUUUCCUAUGGUUCAUAUUGAGCCAUGAAAGGUCCCAACUGAGAUCAUUGUCCUGUUGCCCUAGGUUCCCUACAAGUACAGUGGUACCUCGGGUUAAGAACUUAAUUCGUUCUGGAGGUCCGUUCUUAACCUGAAACUGUUGAAGAAGAAGAGUUUGGAUUUGAUAUCCCGCCUUUCACUCCCUUUAAGGAGUCUCAAAGCGGCUAACAUUCUCCUUUCCCUUCCUCCCCUACAACAAACACUCUGUGAGGUGAGUGGGACUGAGAGACUUCAGAGAAGUGUGACUGGCCCAAGGUCACCCAGCAGCUGCAUGUGGAGGAGCGGAGACGCGAACCCGGUUCCCCAGAUUAUGAGUCUACCGCUCUUAACCACUACACCACACUGGCUCUACCAGUGUUUUUAACCUGAAGCACCACUUUAGCUAAUGGGGCCUCCCGCUGCCACCACUGCGCGAUUUCUGUUCUCAUCCUGAAGCAAAGUUCUUAACCCAAGGUACUAUUUCUGGGUUAGCGGAGUCUGCAAUCUGAAGCGUCUGUAACCUGAAGUGUCUGUAACCCGAGGUACCACUAUAUGUCACAAAGCUGAAGAACUAAAGCCCACCGACCCUAGACUCCGAUGAGGGCUUUUCCCAGAGCCCCCACGCACUGUGCCGGUUCUUCAGAAGAAAUUAUCUUAUCUGAAAGAGGAAGUAUUAAAAACCCUCCGAUACUUCCUUUCCUUUGCAUUUUGCCUCCCCUGGUUUCCAAGAUAUUAAGGCGCCGACUAAUAUUUCCCCCGCUGCAUUUCCUCCUCUGCCUGCCUGCCAAGAUCUGUGUGUGCAAACAAGAGUUUCUUCCUUUUUCUAAUUAGGUGUCCUCCUCUGCUCCUCAAAGGGGAGCAGCGGAAAAUGAAAGAACUGGCAAGCAGGGGAAGGCGGGAGAGAGAGAGAGAGAGAAAGAGCUACGUUGGUCUGCUUCAUUCAGCAUUACUAAAAUGUGCACACUAUUGCUGAUUUGGGGAGCUGCUGCUGCUGCGAACAAAGCCUGGUGUCUUGUUAGGUGGACAGAGGGACUGGUGUGUAAAAUGGAGCAGAAUGGUAGAAUCAUAGAAUUGCAAGGGACCCCGAGGGUCAUCUAGUCUAACCCCCUCUUGCAAUGCAGGAAUCUCAACUCAAGCAUGCAUGACAGAUGGUCAUCCAACCUCUGCUUCGAAACCUCCAGGGAAGGAGGGUCCAAAACCUCGUGGAGGGAGGCCAUUAUAAUACUGAGCUGGAGAGUAAAUGUUUCGUCGGAGGCAUGCCUUCUGUAGUUGCUGACUUCAUCCACGUCUCCCAGGCUAAUGUGGAAUGUAUUACCCUUCUGAUUUUGUAACUCGCUUGCAGAGUCAUGAGGUGGUCCACAGGCUGCUUCUUUCAAACAUUUCUGCUAUAACUCUUGCAGGCGACCGCAGCUCUAAGCAGCUAGAAAGCCUGGCUGCUGUUGUAACUGCCGCACACAGUUUCAGAAUGAAAUACUUAACUUGCCACCAUGUAGUGUUCAUAAUAAUGAAUAGUGUUCAUAAAAAUAGUGGUACCUCGGGUUAAGAACUUAAUUUGAAACUGUUCUUAACCUGAGGUACCACUUUAGCUAAUGGAGCCUCCCGCUGCCACCGUGCCACCAUCGUGAGAUUUCUGUUCUCAUUCUGAGGUAAAGAUCUUAACCCGAGGUACCAUUUCUGGGUUAGCGGAGUCUGUAACCUGAAGCGUCUGUAACCUGAAGUGUCUGUAACCCAAGGUACCACUGUAAUAAUAUAAUAAUUUAUUAUUUAUACCCCACCCAUCUGGCUAGGUUUCCCCAGUCACUCUGGGCUGCUUCCAACAAAGUAUUAAAAUACAGUGGUCCAUUAAACAUUAAAAGCUUCCCUAAACAGGGUUGCCUUCAGAUGUCUUCUAAAAGUCUGGUAGUUGUUCUUCUCUUUGACAUCUGGUGGGAGGGUGUUCCACAGGGCGGGUGCCACUACCGAGAAGGCCCUCUGCCUGGUUCCCUGUAACUUGGCUUCUCGCAGUGAGGGAACCGCCAGAAGGCCCUCAGUGCUGGACCUCGGUGUCCGGGCAGAACGAUGGGGGUGGAGACACUCCUUCAGGUAUACUGGGCCGAGGCCAUUUAGGGCUUUCAAGGUCAGCACCAACACUUUGAAUUGUGCUCGGAAACAUACUGGGAGCCAAUGUAGGUCUUUCAAGACCGGUGUUAUGUGGUCUUGGCGCUUCUCUGCCCCAUCUCAAGCCCAUACAGGUAAGUAGCAAUGCUUCUGGUGAUGAAAGAGGUUCCCAGCCUCUCCGCCCCAGCAGACGUGCUGCUACCAGUGUGUAUGAAAUGUUUUGCAUUUAGCCUGGAUAGCUCAGAUGGUUAGAGCAUAGCGUUGAUAAUGGCAAGGUUGCAGAUUCGAUCCCUGUAUGGGACAGCUGUGUAUUCCUGCAUUCCAACUCUAUUAUUCUAUUAUAAAUAAGGCCCCCCUUCACCAUUUUGGCUCAGCCCCCUAACCUGCCCCUCCAUGUUGUCAUUUUUAUUAUUACAAUUUUUAUAGUUUUAUAAAGAUGCAGUUGCCUCUCAUCACUGUAAAUAUGAACAAUGCAGACAAAUUAGAAGCUGAAAAAAUGGAAAUAGAUUCCUGCACUGCAGGAGGUUGGACUAGAUGACCCUCGUGGGCCCUUCCAACAUUAUAAUUCUGUGAUUCUGAAUUUUUAAAAAAGGCUUUAGUGAUCAGUUAUACCCUCAUAGCUUUAAUUCUCUUUUAUUUUAUUUUUUAAAUUAAUUUUAUUUUUUUCUCAUCACAAAUAUACUUCUAUCCACAACAUACAAUUUGCAUAAUAUCUCCUCCUCCCUCCCUUUGGACUUCCCUCAACUUCCAUUUCUGAUUUAUUAUCCUCCCGAUUGCAUUCUGCUGUUUUUUUACAAUAUAUCAUAUUUUCCUUUUGUUACAAUACAGUAAUACCUCGUGUUACGUUUGCUUCAUUUUUCAGGUUGCGCCCAUGGCAACCCGGAAGUACCGGAAAGGGUUACUUCCGGGUUUCACCACUCGCGCAUGCGCAGACACGCAAAAUGAUGUCAUGCGCAUGCGCAGAAGUGGCAAAUCGCGACCCGCACAGACACGGGUUGCGUUCUCUCAUGUUGCGAACGGGGCUCUGGAACGGAUCCUGUUCACAACCAGAGGUACCACUGUAUUUGUUCCCUGUCCAUAAAAGCAAAUGCCAAAGCUUUAAUUCUCAAUCCAGUCACGUGUUUUCUGAUUUCUUUUUUUCAAUUAUUCAUAGAACAAGCACAUGAUCCCGUGGUUCAGGAGUUAACCAUGGUCCCAUUAGCUACCAUAUUUCUCCACGUUUCAUGGAAGAGCUAAUGGCUCCUAGCCGCAAUGGCUAUGUUCUGCCACCACAGUUGGAGGCAGCGAUGUUUCUGAAUACCAGUUGCUGGAAACCACAGGAGGGGCGAGACUUCUUGUGCUCAGAUCCUUCUCGUGGAAUUCCCACGGGCCUCUGACCGGCCACUGUGAGAUUUCUUUCUUUAUGGUCUAUUGGUUUGUUGGCUUGUCUGUGUCUGAAAGGCAGGGGGCGGGAGGCUGAGGAGACCUGGCAGUGGAGAAAAGGCCUGGCGCAGUCCGAGAGAAGCGUCUCUGAAGUAAGCAGCCGCCAGCGCCCUGUCUUCGGUGCUCGAUUGCUCUUGCGGACAGCCCUCGCUUGAUAGCCAUGUCUGAUCUCCGCCGCCUUUGUGCAGUGACUGGCACUUGUUGUAUUGACGCUGAACUCCUGACCUUGCGUUGUCUCGGUCCGUGACCUCAUGUCAAAACCACUUUGGGUAGAGUUUCAUUGACCGGGUUGCCUCAGGUUCCCAAAGGAGGGCGAUUGCUCAGGCCGGUGAGCGACAGGCGCUCCUCGCUCUUCCCUCCUUCCCUCUCCCCGCCUUCCUCGAACAGCUUCAGGGACAGCAAAAGGAAGGACAGAGGAGGGAGAGGCAUCAACCUGAGCUGUCGCUUCAACUAGCCAGGAACACAGGCAAAGCAGAAUGGAAAGAAAACAUUCGAUGCCGCAAACAAGCUUGGCACAGGUAGCUCACAGCAGCAGGCAGCAGGCAACGCUCUGGGCCAGGGGUCAGCAAACUUUUUCAGCAGGGGGCCGGUCCACUGUCCCUCAGACCUUGUGAGGGGCCGGACUAUAUUUUGGAGAAAAAAUAUAUGAAUGAAUUCCUAUGUCCCAGAAAUAACCCAGAGAUGCAUUUUAAAUAAAAGGGCACAUUCUACUCAUGUAAAAACAUGCUGAUUCCCGGACCGUCUGGGGGCCGGAUUUAGAAAGUGAUUGGGCUGCAUCCAGUCCAUGGGCCUUAGGUCGCCUACCCCUGGUUUAUGAGCGGAAGAAGGUGCCUUACUCUGUAUCUGGUCAUUGGCAUAGCUGUCAACUUUCAGAUUUGAAAAUAAGGGAUCAGCAGCCUCACCUGUCCCAGGGACAGUCCACGGGAUAUCUAACAAUCCGGGAUAGCAGCGGGAAGCAGCGGGAAAUGGCGCUGAAAUAAGGGAAUUUCCCGCAAAAAAGGGAAGGUUGACAGCUAUAGUCUUUGGUCCAUCUAGCUCAGUAUUAAUGGGCACUGGCUGGCGGAGGCUUUUCAGGUUUUCAGACAGCCUUCUCACCCAGCCCUACCUUGAGAUGCCAGGGUUGAACUUGGGAGGUGUAGCGGUUAAGAGCGGUAGACUCGUAAUCUGGUGAACUAGGUUCGCAUCCUCACUCCUCCACAAAUAACCCAGAGAUACAUUUUAAAUAAAAGGACACAUUCUACUCGUGUAAAAACAUGCUGAUUCCCAGACUGUCCGGGGGCCGGAUUUAGAAGGCGAUUGGGCCAGAUGUGGCCCCCAGGCCUUAGGUUGCCUACCCUUGCUCUGGGCCAAUGUGGUGGUGCAGAGGUUAGAGUGUCCAGCUAGUACUCGGGAGAGACUAGGGUUUGAAUCCCCCACUCUCUAUGUGGCCUCGCGUCCAUCACUCGCUCCCAGCCUUACCUACCUUGCAAGGUCAUCGUGAGGAUAAAACGGGGAGAAGAAAUGUGUGUGUCUCCUUGAGCUCCCUGCUGGAAAGAAGGUGCAAGAAGCAAAUCCUCCUUGCUUAGCUCAGCUGGUAGAGCAUGAGACUGUUAAUCUCAGGGCUGUGGGUUCAAUCGUCUUCUUUGGCUAGCACUUGUAGCCGAGUAAGAUUGUCCUCCAUAAACACAGUUUUAACAGUGAGUCCGUAAGUGACUGUGGAGGCCAAUUCUGGAUCCACACGUCCUUCCACAGUGGAGACAUUGGUUUCUGGUUGGGAGUUGAUCACGGUGAGGGUUUGCCAAGCGUGCCUUCUUCUUAACUCGUUUCUCCCUUUCAUCCUGAGUUCGGGCGUCUUCAAAGUCCAUGACACCUUUGGCAAAGGUUGUUCUCCAACUGGAACGCUCACAGGCCAGUGUUUCCCAGUUGUCCGUGUUUAUACUACAUUUGUUUAAGAUUUGCCUUCAGAGAGUCUCUGAACCUCUUUUGUUGACCACCGGAAAUAUGCUUUCCAUUUUUAAGUUCGGAAUAGAGUAGUUGCUUCGAAAGACGAUAACCAGGCAUCUGAACAAUAUGCACCAUGUUAGGCAAAAGAUUCCUGCAACUAGAUGACCUGUGUGGUCCCUCCCAUCUCUACAUUUAUAUGAUUCCCUAAUUCUAUGAAAGCAACACAUUGAUGAUGAGAAAACUGCAUUAGGUGGCUAUCAGGCUGGGUUGGGUUUGAUGUUAUUUGGUUAAUUCACAAAGAACCCUAAACAUAGGAAUGUAGGGUUGGAGGAGACCCUUGAGGGUCAUCUAGCCCACCCCCACCCCCGAGGAAUCACAUAUCAGGCCUAAAGUACUAUCAGAUUCCUUAUGGUUUGCCUCCAUCACUGAGAUCCUCUGAUGGGCCCUUCUUGUGAUUCCUCCACACCCCUGAGGUUCAGCCAGACUUUACUAGGGACAGACCCUGCCCUGUGGAACUACCUGCCAGGAGAGGUUUGGCAGCUAUCAUCCCUGUCUUCUGUUAGACAUCUCCUAACGGCUAUGUUACUCAGACAAGCCUUUGAAGUGUGAAUUUCUUUAUAACUGACCGGUAUUGACUAACCUUUUUAUGGACACCUUUACUGCUCUUAUUGUAAUAUUGUGUGCUGUAUACUACCUUGCUAUAUAUUUUUUUUAUGAAAGUGUAGUCUAUAAAUCUGCCAAUAAAUGAAUAAAGAGGCUGGGUAUUGUGCAAGGCUGCAGGCAGCACUGGAAGCAAAAUAACAGGUCCACUCUGAGCAAUCCAGGCACCGUUGCUGUAACCCCCAAAUUACCUAAGUUUCAGGACAUAUUUGGGCUACCAAUGCAUUCAUGAGUGCCCCUGGACUCUUGUAUUUUCAGAUGCCUCCCUAUUCUCUAUGAUGAGUACAGAAAUUGUGAUUUUCUUUUUGAAAGUUUGGACACAACACAGAUUUCAAAAGAGGGAUUUGUGUGGUUGAGUCAGAUAGAGUUAAGAACCUCCAGAUUCCUAGACUAUUCCAGACUAUCCCAAGUUAACCGCUCUGCUGACCUCCCUACCUCUUUGAUGUUUAAAUAGGUACAUCUUAGUUUGUUUGUUUUUUAAAUGAUAUUUAUUAAAGUUUCACAUAAAAAGAAACACAUCGAUAAGAAAAGAAUUUAAAAAUAAAAAGAAAAAUACACAAUACAAAAUACAAAAAAAAAGAAAAGAAAAAACAGUUAAAAACAAUUCCAUCUUUUCAUCACUACUUUUGAAUUUACUUAUUUUCUGGAGCUCCUCCUACCUCCCUCUUUUGCAUUCCAAUUCAGUUUGUUUGUCCAGCAAUUCCUUUCCCUCCUUUUUAAUCCCAAUCCUUAAUCUUAAUAUAAUAUAACAUUAAAUUUUUAUCUAUUAAUAGCCAAUUUUCCAUUCUUUUAACCUUUUUAAUCCUAAUCCUUAAUCUUGAUCUGUAUAUAACUUUAAGGGCUGUACAGCUAGAAGCCACUUAAUUUCAAUCCAUCAUCACUCUAACAUUCUUUAAUUUUGCAAUAUUUCUGUAGGUAAUCUUUAAAUUUCUUCCAAUCUUCUUCCACCGACUCUUCUCCCUGGUCACAGAUUCUGCCAGUCAUUUCCGCCAAUUCCAUAUAGUCCAUCAGUUUCAUCUGCCAUUCCUCCAGUGUGGGUAGCUCUUGUGUCUUCCAAUACUUUGCAAUGAGUAUUCUUGCUGCUGUUGUUGCAUACAUAAAGAAAGUUCUAUCCUUUUUUAACACCGAUUGGCCGACUAUGCCCAGGAGAAAGGCCUCUGGUUUCUUCAAGACGGUAUAUUUAAAUACCUUUUUUAAUUCAUUAUAUAUCAUUUCCCAGAAAGCCUUAAUCUUUGGGCAUGUCCACCAAAGGUGAAAAAAUGUACCUUCACUUAGUUUGAAUCCUCUUUACAACUUCCUCCUCCUACACUUCUCUGUGGGACCUCAAGAUGAGAGAUCACCUGGGAUCUAUCCUCUGAGAAGAAAGGAGAAAACAUAGCUGCCCUAAUCUUCUCUAGAUUUGUUAAGUUAGAUCUACAAACUUGGUUUACACACACUCCUAUUGAAGUUAGGCACUUCCUAUAUUAAUGGCGUUUUUAUUCUAAGGAAUUAGAUGCAGAAAUAUAGGAUAGGGGACCGCUGACUUGUCAGCAGUACACGUGACCAAAAACAAUUGGUCUUCACAGAACCCAAGUUUAACAUGAGUCAACAGUGUGAUGCAGCAGCAAAAAAAGCUAAUGCUAUUCGGGGCUUCAUCAACAGAAGUCUAGUGUCCAGGUCAAGGGAAGUAAUAAUCCCACUCUAUGUUGCCUUGGUCAGACCACACCUGGCAUAGUGUGUCCGGUUCUGAGUGCCACAAUUUAAGAAGAAUAUUGACAAACUGGAAGGUGUACAGAGGAGGGCAACCAAGAUGAUCAAGGGUCUGGAAACCAAGCCCUGUGAGGAAAGAUUGAGGGAGUUUGGGAUGUUUAGUCUGGAAAAGAGACUGAGAGGUGAUAUGACAGCAUCUUCAAAGAUCUGAAUGGCUUCUCACAUGCAAGAUGGAGCAAGCUUGUUUUCUGCUGCUCCAGAGAGUAGGACCUGAAGUAAUGGAUUCAAACUACAAGAAGAGGGAUUACCACUAAGCAUGAGGAAGAACUUUCUGACAGUAAGUGCUUCCUCUUAUCCCAUUGCUUUGUGAUUGGGGAAAACCACUCUUUAGCGUUCAGUUGGAGCAAACGACAAUUUAGGUUUUCUCCGGAUUGAUGCUUGCUCUGAUUGAGCACUAGAGAGCGGGUUUUCUCUUGGAAAGGAGCAAGGCAAGGGGGAAACUGCUUGGGCUCAUGCCUAGAAAGUGUGGGUCAAGCAGAAAACCACUUGGACCCAUAUGUUUUUAAGCAGAAAUGUGGACAACCCCUAUGAGUUGUUCGACAGUGAAAUGGAGUAUUGGGCUUCCUUGGAAGUUUUUAAGGAUAGGUUGGAUGGUCAUCUGUCUGGGGUUAUUUAACUGUGAUUCCAUGGGGGUUGGAUUAGAUGGGCCUUGCAGUCCCUUCCAAUGCUGCCCUGUUACGGUUCUAUGAUAAACAACCUUGUUAUUUUCUAACAAUGCAAGUCCUAGCGAUUGCAACCGGCAAAGUCUACUCUGUAACAUAAAGCAACACAAGCCAAACACUGCAGACUAUGCAUGCCAAAGAGUUCCGGUAGGCAAUUGAGUUCAGUUUUCCAAUAGUUCAUCCAUGUGUGGUGUUUGUGUGUGUUUGUUUGUGUGUGAUUCAAAGAGGAGAGCUGUUUCUCUUUGAGUGCCCACUGACUCUCAGUCUGAGCAUGUACAUCUGUCUGCUGCAGUCCGGCUAGCUUCUUUUCAAGUGGCUGUGCAUUGCUUGGGCAAUCGUGGUGAUCUCAAAAAGCCUUCAGUCCCGGUUCCCUGAUGACACACACCAGUCAGUCAAAGAGCCCUUUGUGGCAAGGCCUGCUACACUUCUCUGGAGUCACCCCCCCGCCAGAUCCCAGGAGGUCAUCAUUGCAUUCCAUGUGCGUGAGGCAGGCAUGAUCUCAUCCCCAACUGAAGAACAGUGUCUGGCCUGCCAGCUUUGCAAGUGAGUCGCUGCAAGAACAGUUUCCAAGCAUCACGUCAUAUGCAUCCUCAUGCAGUCAGCAGCACAUGCGGACAGAUUCCCAUAUGUGUUUAUGUAGAUAAAAGUGCCACUAAACCAGCUAGGGCUUCCUGAUAGGAAAGAUUAGGAAUGAAUUAUCGGGCUCCCUCAGGCUUCUGGGUGCCUAAGCAAGCAGUUGAUUCCAAACAGGCAAAACUGAGGCUAUAGCAAACAGAAUGAGAAGAAGAAGAAGAAGAAGAAGAAGAAGAAGAAGAAGAAGAAGAAGAAGAAGAAGAAGAAGGAGAACAACAACAACAACAACAACAACAACAACAACAACAACAACAACAACAAAUUAUUAUUAUUUAUACCCUCCCACUCUGGGCUGCUCCCAAUCGAAUAUUAAAAACACACUAAAGCAUUAAACAUUAAAAAGCUUCCCUAAACAGGGCUGCCUUCAGAUGUCUUCUAAAAGUCAAAUACUUGCUUAUUUCCUUGACAUCUGGUGGGAGGGCGUUCCACAGGGCGGGCACCACCACCGAGAAGGCCCUCUGCCUGGUUCCCUGUAGCUUUGCUUCUCGCAGUGAGGGAACCGCCAGAAGGCCCUCAGCGCUGGAUCUCACUGUCCAGGCAGAACAAUGGGGGUGGAGACGCUCCUUCUGUCAAACAGCUCUUACUGUCAGAAAGUUCUUCCUGAUGUUUAGUCGGAAUCUCCUUUCUUGUAACUUGAAACCAUUGUUCGGGUCCUACCCUCUGAAGCAGGGGAAAGCAAACAAAUGACUCCUGGGAAUGAAGGGUGCAUGGAAAUGAGGCUCUGUGAGUAAAAAAUUACAGUCCCCAUCAUGCAGUUUAAAUGACCAUUGGUCGUGCUUUAAAUUAUAUUCUAUAGUAAGAGCUCGGGUGGCGCUGUGGGUUAAACCACAGAGCCUAGGACUUGCUGAUCAGAAGGUCGGUGGUUCGAAUCCCCACGACGGGGUGAGCUCCCAUUGCUCGGUCCCUGCCCCUGCCAACCUAGCAGUUCAAAAGCACGUCAAAGUGCAAGUAGAUAAAUAGGUACUGCUCCGGCGGGAAGGUAAAUGGUGUUUCCGUGCACUGCUCUGGAUUCGCCAGAAGCAGCUUUGUCAUGCUGGCCAGAUGACCUGGAAGCUGUACGCCGGCUCCCUUGGCCAAUAAAGCGACAUGAGCGCCACAACCCCAGAGUCAGCCAUGACUUGACCUAAUGUUCCGGAGUCCCUUUACCUUUACCUUAAGAGCUAUUUGAUGGUGGAACAGAUGCCCUCAGAAGGUUAUGGACUCCCCUUCCAUGGAGGUCUUUAAGCAGAGGUUGGAUGACCAUCUGUCAGGGAUGCUUUAGCUGGGAUUCCUGCAUUGUAGGGAGUUGGGCCUAGAGGAUGCUUUGGGUCUCUUCCAGCUCUACAAGUCUACUAUUCUGUGAUUAUAAUACCUUAGAAGCUCAGUGCAGAGAAUCCACAGCCACUGACAUUCUUUGCAUACUACAUGCCCUGCAGGACACUGUGUGCGAAGCUCCGUCGAAGGUGGAACUCCAUUGCCCAAUGUCACAAACCCCCAGGAAGGGUAGGGCCUGCUCCUCCUGGCAGAGGCCGGCUGCUUCUGGGGUGAGCCCAGCCUCGGCUAAUGGAUGCCUUGGCAGGGCUCCUUGCGCGCUGAAUGCUUGCUCUUGGCAGGCUGUUACCUUGAAAAAUGAGCUCUCCCGAGCUUGCCUCUUGUUGCUACAAACGAACGCUUCCCAUUGAUUAGCACAAGCCUUGUAAGUGUCUAAUUUAUCAAUCAGCCAGCGCGGUGGGAGUGUGUGUAAACCAAGAUUUCAAAAAUUAUGUCAUCUGUCAAUUGACUGGGGAAUGUGAUUGUUGUGUGGGCUUGGCGCGGAGGGCCCUCACUCAGAGGAGAGAUGAAAUGGAGGUGAAUUGAAUCACCUCCCACCGUGGCCGGCAGCCCAAGACGAUCGCUGGCCUUCAUGGUACAGGACUCUGAGCCUGGUGAAAUGGGAGGUAAGCCCAGGAUGUUCUCCCCUGGGAACUUGCUGAGAUGAGCAAGAGCUCUCCUUGUGCAUAAGAAAUUCCUUGUGGGUUGUGUCCAUGGGGAUGUCCCCAGUACAGUGGUACCUCGGGUUAAGUACUUAAUUCGUUCUGGAGGUCCGUUCUUAACCUGAAACUGUUCUUAACCUGAAGCACCACUUUACCUAAUGGGGCGUCCUGCUGCCGCCGCGCUGCCGGAGCACGAUUUCUGUUCUUAUUCUGAAGCAAAGUUCUUAACCUGAAGCACUAUUUCUGGGUUAGCGGAGUCUGUAACCUGAAGCGUAUGUAACCUGAGGUACCACUGUACAUGAAGGCUCUUGUGGCAACCACACAGGGUCCCCGGACGUUUAAUGGUCUAUUGAUCCCUGUGCCACCACUGUGCUCACUUCCCUGCUGCCAGCAACCCGUUGUUGUUGUUGUUUAGACAUUUAGUCGUGUCCGACUCUUCAUGACCCCAUGGACCAGAGCACGCCAGGCACUCCUGUCUUCCACUGCCUCCCGCAGUUUGGUCAAACUCAUGUUGGUAGCUCCGAGAACACUGUCCAACCAUCUCAUCCUCUGUCUUCCCCUUCUCCUUGUGCCCUCCAUCUUUCCCAACAUCAGGGUCUUUUCCAGGGUCUUUUCUCUUCUCAUGAGGCGGCCAAAGUAUUGGAGCCUCAGGUUCAGGAUCUGUCCUUCCAGUGAGCACUCAGGGCUGAUUUCCUUAAGAAUGGAUAUGUUUGAUCUUCUUGCAGUCCAUGGGACUCUCAAGAGUCUCCUCCAGCACCAAAAUUCAAAAGCAUCAAUUCUUCGGCGAUCAGCCUUCUUUAUGGUCCAGCUCUCACUUCCAUACAUCACUACUGGGAAAACCAUAGCUUUAACUAUACUUUAACUUUAAACACUGAGUCCAGACUGUUGUUUAAAUUGAACCAAAUAAACAAGUUUAUUUCAUAAACCUUAACAAGUUUAUGGUUUCUCCGAUAAUAUUCCUGUCAGUUUCUUAGCUUUAGUUUCUUUACCGGCCUAUUCCUUCCUAAUACCUUCUGACUGAUUAUAUCAACUGUUUGACUGACUCGUCUUAACAGAUUCUCUCACUCUCUCCCAUCAGACUAGCCCAACCCACUGACUUAUCUUCCCCAUCUCCUCUCUAACUCCAGGCUGACUUCUCAACCACCCUAACUCAUAACUCUAACUCCUCCCCUUGGGUUCCCAUUGGUUAGUCAUUUUACAAUUAGUUAACCCUUUCCUUAUGGACCCAGUAUGAUGUCACACACCUAGGAGGGCAAACCUCCUUUCACUUUAAUUCCCCAGUUGUGUUUCAGGGCCCUGACAGAGGCCCCAGAGACAUUCUGGAGAAAUCAGGGGCUUUCUGUGCUGGCUUCGUAGAACUCAACAGGGAAUGGGAUACGGCCAGAAUUAUAAUCAGAAUUAGUUGGCUCUGCCUGCCAAUGGCUCUGGUUCCUCUCAUGGGCUCUGGCGCCACCUACUGUCAAUCUCCCUGCCAUCUGCCCUACCAGUCCCAAUUCGCAUCCAUUGCCCCUCCCUCUUUGGCAAAGUGCUUUCCGAGAGAGGAUGGGACGGUGCUGUGCAUGCCCUCACUCUGUUUGCAUCGCCCAAAAAACAGUGAAAAGUUUUGUGAAGAACGAGCUGCAUUUUAGCUCAGUCCUUUGGACAGAACAGAGCAGACAUGUCCAUUUAUCAAACGAAGCACUGUCUAGAUGUGAAAUAAUAAUGCUAAUAGUUUAGUUUAUUCAUUCACAUUCUGUCUUUGGUGACUCACAGUAGACAAAACAAGAACAUCGUGGGGGAAAAGGCAUCCAAAUAAAUAAAUUGCUUCAGACUGAAAUAUUUCAAGGAGGCAGUGGUUCUAAAAAACAAUUUUUCACAGUGUCUAAAAGCUGACAGUCUUGGGCCCACAGUCACCUAUCUAGGGAGGCUUUUACAUAAUUUGGGCACCACAACUGAAAAGGCCCUAUCCCUCAGCGUCUCUCUCAUGCACACUGCUGAUGGCAGGGGAACACAGAGAAGGGUCUUAGUGAUGGGAGGGUAUACUUUUACAUUGACUCAAGUACAGUAUAUUACAUGUUCAGGAGAGGUUUAUUUGAGAGGUGGCUCAUUGAUUAUGGACAUGCCAAACAUUAGACAUAUGCGCAGUGCCUUCUUGGUGGUGGCUCCCCGGUUAUAGGACACUUUGUCCAGAGAGGCUCACCUGUUGCUUAUGCUUCAGCUACAAGUGAUAGCCCAAAAAUAAAAGAAGAAGAAGAUAUGUUCCAUGCUAGGUGAAGACAUUAUUGUUAUUAUUUCCCCAGAACUUUGAACAACUAGGGUUUAAAAAAAAUGCUUUCCAGUUUUUGAACUAUUUUGUUUUCCUCGCUGGCUGGGUUAUGGCUCUGUUUUCAUGUUGCCUUAUGAUGGUUAUAUGCUGGCUGCUGUGGUCGGUCCCUUUCUGCAUAGAUUGAUUCAGCUUUGUGGUUUGCACAGUUGUGAGCCACCCAGAGGACGUUGUUGAUUGGCUGGCAUACAGUGAGGACAUGGAGAGGGAGGUCCUUUGUACUGCGGCUUCUACCUUAGGUGUUUCCAGGAAAGCAAUGACCUACUUGAACUUUCUCCCUGCGUGAGUCCAUGUGUGUGCAAUCUAUAUAGUGUGCCGGAAAGGAUCAGCAACGCUCCAGCCCUUUGAUUUACACAGAGGCCUUGCUUUGACCUAAUUUUGCAUCUCGGUUGGGUGUCCGGCUUAACAAAGGGGUCACUGGGUGAUGCUUUCCUUGGAUUACAACCUACAUCUUUGCCAAUAGCAGAGCUUCCCAGGUGUCCUGCUGGCCGCCUCUCCAGCUGCUGCCUUGUGCUGGGAUUAGAAUGAGAUGUGUGUGCUGCUGAUAUGGAUUUUUAAAACAUUGACUUGCUUUCAGUGUGGUGUAGUGGUUAAGAGCGGUGGACUCGUAAUCCGGUGAACCGGGUUCGCUUCCCCGCUCCUCCACAUGCAGCUGCUGGAUGACCUUGGGCCAGUCACACUUCUCUGAAGUCUCUCAGCCCCACUCACCUCACAGAGUGUUUGUUGUGGGGGAGAAAGGGAAAGGAGAAUGUUAGCCGCUUUGAGACUCCUUUGGGUAGUGAUAAAGCGGGAUAUCAAAUCCAAACUCCUCCUCCUCCUCCUCCUCCUCCUCUUCUACUUCUUCUUCUUUAGUUGUGGAGAAAGGAAGUUGGCUGGCAAGCCUGGCUGUGUGUUGAGCGCUAGAUGAUACCUUGAGACACCCCAAGGCCCCUCCAUUCUGGUGCAUUUUGGAGGAUUUGCACUCAUGACAGAAUCAGGCUGGUUCUGUGCAAUCUCGAUUUUCACACAAGUCUGUGCCUGGAAAAAAUUCAAGGCCAACACACUUCUUCGUUUCUAGUUGGUGCACGCCUCAGAGAUUCUUGCAAAAAAGCCUGCAACUUUCUACACCACAAUUUCUUUUGUGACUGUUCCGGAAAUCCUUGUCUUAGACUCUGUGAAUGGAUUUUGUGGAACUGUAACAACCCUUUGUAUGGAUUAUUGGACUCUAAGAACAGACAGGUGGAAUAGAUACUUAUUCAUGUAUGGACCUUAUGCAUGAACUGACUAGAGAAUGAACGGAUCCACUGGGUCUUCUGCUUUUUCCGUUGAACUUUGUGAGACUUCCGUUGAAAUCUACAAUUUGAUACAAUGAAUAGUAUACCUUAUUUAUUCAAAAGUACAGCCGGUUACGUCUUGUGUGUUUAUUACUUACUAUAAAGCAAGCAUAGGCAAACUUGGCCCUCCAGAUGUUUUGGAAUUACACCUCCCAUCAUCCCUAACAGCACCAGUGCUCAGGGAUGAUGGGAACUGUAGUCUCCAAACCUCUGGAGGGCCGAGUUUGCCUAUGCCUGCUAUAAAGGCUUCCUCCUCAUAGCAGCAGCUGCAAAUUCUAGCCCAGACACUACCUGGGAUUUGGGGGAAGAACCCUGAAUCUUCCUUGGCAGCGAUCUUCACUUUGCAGAGUUUGCAAAUUGCCCUUGCGGCUGCCUCCUGCAAGGGAAGAUGCAGCCCGAGUUUUAUUGCCAAUUGAUUGGCUGUUAGCAGACAUUAGACAAAUUAGAGCAGGCCAUUAAGCCUGGACGGAGGAGCGUAAAUGAGGGAAAGAUGGUGUGUCACUUCCAAUGACCCCCUCCCCUUGCCUCCUGAUGGUUGCCUGCCCUCCCCAAUCAGCAGGAUCAAUAAUGCGACAUCAUGUAGCCCAAAUCAAUGGAACAGCUGGAAUGCCUCACAUAUAUAACGGCCUCGGUGUUAGAUCAUAUGCUCAGGACCUGCUUCCUCUCUCCACCUUGGGAAUGGCAACCAGCAAAGAGUUACGGCCCGUCCUUUGGGGGACAUUAGAUUCAUAAACUAGGGGAGGGAAACCGAUAUUGGAAAAGCAAUAAGGCAUUAGGGAGGCAUCUCUGCAGUCGUAAUGCUCUGGCCGGCUUGCACUCAGGGCAGCCUGGAUUGAUGCGCUGAGCACCAGGCCUAGUUGCGCCUUGUCGAAACGGAACUUUCUUUUUUCUUUUAAAAAUCAUUUUUAUUAAGUUUUCCAUUUUAACAAUCCAAUCCAAUCACAUUAAAUCUUCCAAAUUAUACAUAUAUGUAUCAAAUAAUGCAAAUAUUCUGCCAAAUUAUAAUUUUUUUGUUGGGACUUCCCAUGCUUCAAGUUUGGGGGGGCUCUGAUCAUCUCAUCUCUCUGCUGCUUUUGAUAGUCAUUUCUAAUAGUUCCUUUAAAUCUUCCUGUUGUUAACCUUCUUUCUUUCACGACCUCUGAGUUGUUUCCACAAGCGACUUGAAGUAAAAUUAUGUGUGUCGAAACAGAGCUUUCAACCGCUUUAAUACGAUAGUUUCUAAUGAGAUUAAUUUAUGAAAGGAAGGGAAUAAGGCCCGGGGCUUUGGGCAGAGAUGGGGAGGCACACCUAAUGGGCAGAGUUGCCAGGCUCUUGGCAUGGACCUUGUUUACCUUAUUUAUUCAUUUGAGAUACUUAAAGUCCCAUCCCACUUUAUUCCAGCAGUGGGAGAGCUGCGAAGCUGAGCUCGCUCCAUCAGAUUUGCUGUGAGAAGACAGCUUCAUCAGGGACCUCCUGGCCCUGAACUGUGCCAGCUGGUCAUUCCUCUACAAUUCUAUAAUUCUAUGAUGGUUUAGACGCUGGUGCCUGAGUUUCCAUUUUCCUCUCCCUUCCCUGCCCCUUUCGCUUGCGUGUCAUGCUUUAUUAGAUUCCUAAACCUGCGGGUUGGGACGGUCUAGUUUUGAUCAUAUGUAAUCUGCUGAGACAAGCAGAGACAUCACCUUGCCGACAAAGGUCCGUAUAGUAAAAGCUAUGGUUUUCCCAGUAGUGAUGUAUGGAAGUGAGAGCUGGACCAUAAAGAAGGCUGAUCGCCGAAGAAUGGGUGCUUUUGAAUUAUGGUGCUGGAGGAGACUCUAGAGAGUCCCAUGGACUGCAAGAAGAUCAAACCUAUCCAUUCUGAAGGAAAUCAGCCCUGAGUGCUCACUGGAAGGACAGAUCCUGAAGCUGAGGCUCCAGUACUUUGGCCACCUCAUGAGAAGAGAAGAUUCCCUGGAAAAGACCCUGAUGUUGGGAAAGAUGGAGGGCCCAAGGAGAAGGGGACGACAGAGGGAGCCUUUAUGGCUGUAGAGCAUUGUAGAAAUGUUCUAAACCAGCGGUUCUCAAACUUUUUCUUUUCUUUUCUGGGCCAUGCUUUCAGAAUGAAAAUUUGCAUGCGCCACACCGAAUUCUUUAUUGGUAAGAAAUACGUUGGAAAACAAACAUAAACAACUCCCAGCAGUGUUCUCCACAUGAGUUUGUGCUCUUUCUCUUCAUCAGCACAUGAAAAAAACCCACCAGCAUGUUAAUGCACCUCUCUAAUAACGUGCCCCAUUUUUUAAUGUAUUUCCCCUUGGCUAAUAUAUAUAUUUUUACAGCUUCCCCUAGUACAGUCAUACCUUGGGUUGAAGUAGCUUCGGGAUGAAUGUUUUCAGGUUGCGCUCCACGGCGACCCGGAAGUAACGGAGCGCGUUACAUCCGGGUUUUGCAUCUUGUGCAUGCGCAGACGCUCAAAAUGACGUCACGCGCAUGCGCGGAAGUGGCGAAAUGCGACCCACGCAUGCGUAGAUUCGUGGUCGCGUCUUAAGUUUACUUCAGGAUGCAAACAGGGCUCCGGAACGGAUCCCAUUCGUAUCCAGAGGUACCACUGUAUACUGCACUGGCAUGUUAUUUUCACCAAUGCAUUUAUUUAAUUUAUUUAUUUAUUUAUUUAUUUAUUUUACUACGCUGCAAAAAUUCAGAGAAGCACACGUUUCGAAAGGAUGGCUGUGUUUCGGUCCGCAUGUUGCAUUGGGAAGUGUGACUUUGCUCGCUCUGACUUUACAUGGAAACUGAAUCCGGAUCUCUCCCCUGCCCCAUCUAUAGCUACAGCCUUCGUUCUCCCUGGCCAUUGGCCAUGAUGACAGCAGAUGGUGGCUGCUGCGGUCUCAAGCUCUAGGAAGUCUGCCCCCAAAGGAUUGCCCCUAUUACCCCAGAGCUGCUGGAAUUCUUCCUGCCUUGAUGUUGUGCUGCCUGCCGUCAGCUUAGCCUAGCCUAGCGAGCAAUAUCCUUUGGCCAGCCUAGAGAGGGGUGGAGAGCGAAGGCGCCUGCACCUUUAAAGAUUAAUAGUAUUGUUUGCUCAUUAAGGAGAUCAUUCAGGGCCAGGCUGAAGCUGGAAGGCUUGAACGCAAGCAUCUGUUUGCUACUGGGAGAGGAUAUUAAUUGCCUUGAUACUUCAGUGGGUAUAAAUACAACCGCCAGCCCCAGAUAGCAUACGAACAAACAAACAAACAAGCAAACAAACAGAUGCCAGCAGGGUACCUCUGAUGGCUGACCUUUGCAGAGAGCCGGGCGGCUGUUUUUAAUAGCAGCCUUCCUGGCAGAAUAGAAAUGCGUGGCGGGAGAUCUCUGGGGAGAUGGAAUUAAUGUUGUUACGUCAGGGUCCUUCAGGGCAGCCAGAUUGGCUAUGGGGCAGGACUUUGAAAGCAGAGACUGGUUGCAGGGUGGAUUUGAUUUAAAUCAUGGUUUAAAUCACAAGUCAGUAAGACUUGAUUUAAAUCUUUCUUUCUUUCUUUCUUUCUUUCUUUCUUUCUUUCUUUCUUUUACAGAAAGACUCAUUCUUGCUGGUAUAAUCUUAAUAUUUACAGCCGUAUGAAGGUUUCAUUUUUGGAAUAAUAAAGUAGUUUUAUUAUCAUAAAUACAUAGGCAGGUGAUUGUGAAAUUACGGUGAGGUUUAAUAAAUUAACUGUUCAUAUUUGGUGAACUUUUCUGCUGUACUUCAUUGGAAAGAGGAAAAUAAUCGUUUCCCUAAUAACCAUUUAAACUAUUUAACUAAAACUAUAACAUUAUAGCAUAUGUAUCCAUGUUUGUUAACUGAUGGGGUUAAAACAUUCUUUUUAAAAAAACAGACUGUGGUUUAGCAAACAUUUGGACUAUAAUGUAACAAAUAGAAGACUAUAUUUAGAAAGAUUUUUCCUCCAAAAGAAUUUUAUUUAAUUUUUUUUUAAAAAAAUCCGAUUUAAAUUUUAAAAAAUGCAAUUUUUUAAUUAAUUAUUUUUUAAAAAAAAAAAAAAUCAUUGAUUUUUAUUCACCCUGGUCAGUUGGCUCUGUGUGAGCGAAUGAGGCUGAAGACUAAGACAUAUAUAUGAAUGUUGGAAGGUUCAGGACAGAUAACAAGAAGUCCUUCUUUACACAGUGCAUAGUUAAACUGUGGAACUCGUUCCAGCAGGAGGCAGUUGCGUGGAGAUUCCCCCCCCCCCCAGUGGAAAUAAAGACACAUGACACAAUUAUUAAGGUUAAUGGGCUAAAUAAGGCCACAACUUUAUUGCUUACAGGUGAUGAGCAGUAUUGGCUUAGGCAUUGGUCCUAACCGACUAUAUCCGGCUUCAGCCUGUCCACUUGAAGUCUGGAAAGGGUUAACCACCAGUAGGGGGAGUCCUGCUGAUGCCCAUCAACUAGGAACUCCCCCGGGGUCACCGCUAGGGGGCGUGCCUUAGGCCCUCACCUCCAUAGGCUUCAGACAGGGCCACGCCCCCCGGAAUCCUUUAUCGGACUACCCUUCAAUAUGCGGGGCAGGUGAUGGCGCUUCCUCCCCUCUUCCAUCUACAAAACAAUACCAGUACCAAUGCCUAAUCGCCAAUACCAAGAAAGUUGUGACGAUUUGCUACGAGGUGGGUGAAAAACAAGUGGAAAAAUUCCUACCAGGCCCCUCAACAGCGACCAACCAAGGUCCAUAGCAAGGUCAAGGAAUGAAAACCUUAAAGGGCAGGAGGGUGGGAAACAGGAACAGCUGGUAGGCGGGAAAAGAGGGAGAUCCGCGCCUUCAUUAAAAAGGGCAGGCCACGCCCCCAGAGCCAGCUGAUUGGCUAGCCAGGAGGUGACGCAGCCGGGGAUUCCCCCAGUUGUGCAGGGGCUGAGAUCAGGAUGCGUGAACAGAUGCGCCACUAGCCUGAUCCGUGAGGCUCUCCUUAUGGCUACUAGCCAUUCUUUUCAACAGUCAUUUUGUUUGUUACAAAAUGCAGAAUACUGCAGUCUGCCUCUCGCUCUGCAUUGCCGUGUGAGAAACCAGAAGCCUCGUUUUUAUUUAUUCUUUCAUUUCGUCAAAUCUGCCUGAUCAUAAGAAACCAAACCCAUCCGGGCAAAAAAAAGAUAAAACAAUAAGAAAAAAAAAUAGCAAUCGUUUAAGACUUUUGAAAAGUUCAUGUAACAAUACACUAAAAACAUUCAAGCUCAACAUCAGCUUUCUAAACACCUGGAUGGGGUUAUUUAAAUGAAGUUUAUAGUAUAUACAGUAAUACAAUCAAUUACUAUAAUUUUAUACUUGUAAAACCAAAUAAAAAUUGUGUCAAAAUGAAUGAAUGAGGUCUUUAGCAGGUGUUUUAGUCUAUUAUAUUGUUGUUUUCUGUACGCUUUAAAUUAUGGUUGCCGUUCCUUUAGUGAUCAUUUUAUUGGGUUUUUUGUAAACUGCUUUGAGGUCCCCCUCCCCUACACUCAAGCGGUAUAUAAAUUUUAUGAAAUAAAUCAUUAAAUUUCCUAUCUUGGACUCCCCGGCUGCAAAUGUCCAUCAUUUUUUGUGGAGGGGGGAAGGACUUUAGGGGUGAGAAUAGGAAGGCUUAAUUCCUGCAACAGUUUCCCUCACUUUAUAAGCAUUUGUUGUCCUCCUUAGAGCUAGAAAAAGACCCAAGUUCAAAUCUCUACGCAGCCACGAAGCUCAGUGGAUGAGUUGGGUCACUCGCCAUCUCUUCAGCCUAGCCUACCUCACAAGGUUGUUGUGCAGGUUAAGAUUGGAGUGGGGGGCAGAUCUGCGUUUGCCACCCUGAUCUCCUCGGAGGAAGGACAGGAAGAGAACAUAAUAAAAUAAUGGGGUGGAUUUUAGAACAAAUGCAUAGAACCUUUAGCUCCCAGAGGGCAAAAUAACCAACACAUGAGUGUGACUUUGGAUGCAAGUUUUGCCCUUUAUAUGGUUGUAAAGAGUGCGGAGAGAAUAACUGGGUGCACUCUUCCCACCUUGGAUCAAAUCUAUGCUUCCAGGUGUCAUAAGAAAGCUGCAGAGAUAGUGCAGGAUAGUGCGCACCCUGGAAAUGAUCUCUUUCAGCUUCUGCCUUCUGGAAGAAGGUCCAGGGUUAUAAAAACUAGGACUAGCUGCCUGAGAAACAGCUUUUAUCCAAAUGCGAUUUUGGCUUUAAACGCAGUGUAAGGUAGUCUUUAUGUGAGUAUAUUGUAUUCAGUUAUGGGGUAUCAGAGUUUUUAGGGGCUAACCAGGCUAGGAUAGUUGGGAUAGCAGGCUUGUGGGUUUUUGAAUGUCUGAUGUAGAUUUUUUCAAUUUCGUUGUUCUGUAUGGGACAAUGACAAUAAAGAUUAUCGUAUCGUAUCGUUCCUUUGCCUUAUGUCUCCCUUUUUUGGUUUUCGCAGAUCCGUGUCGAUGGACCCAUCAGAGGUGCCCUUGAGUAUGAGAUUGUCCAGGUGGUGGAUACAGGCCCAAUCUUGCGGGACAUGGCUUUUUCUGUGGAUCACAAGCAUCUGUACCUCAUGUCUGAUAAGCAGGUGAGUGGCAAGCCUAUUGUGCGCUGCCAUCCUUUAACCCCAGGAAUAAUUGUGUCCUCAUUUUUCUUCUCCAAUCAGAGAGUCUUGUGGACAGGCACAGCCUCUGCUGUUUAGCAAACUCUGGAUCAUGUUUCACAGUGGGACUUCAUUUUGUUUCGCUCUGACCUUAAAGAGGCAAUAAGGAACUGGCAUUGCUACUGAGGCCACAUAAUACCCGUUCCACUUCUGUACGAAAUCGGCCUUUGGAACUCCCUGCCUAUUGAUAUCAGGUAGGCACCUUCACUUCUUGGUGCCUGCCAAACCAUUUUUAUUUAGGCAGGCCUACCCAGAUACUUAUGGGACGCGGGUGGUGCUGUGGGUUAAACCACAGAGCCUAGGACUUGCCGAUCAGAAGGUCGGCGGUUCAAAUCCCCGUGACGGGGUGAGCUCCCAUUGCUCAGUCCCUGCUCCUGCCAACCUAGCAGUUCAAAAGCACACCAGUGCAAGUAGAUAAAUAGGUACCACUCCAGCGGGAAGGUAAACGGCAUUUCCAUGUGCUGCUCUGGUUUGCCAGAAGCGGCUUAGUCAUGCUGGCCACAUGAACCGGAAGCUGCACACCAGCUCCCUCGGCCAAUAAAGCGAGAUGAGCACCACAACCCCAGAGUUGGCCGCGACUGGACCUAACGGUCAGGGGUCCCUUUACUUUUACUUACCCAGAUACUUAGAAUGCUGAUGUGCCUUUAGUUUAUUCCUCAUUUUAGGUUUUUUUAAAAAAGUGUUUUAAUUGUUUUUACUCACAAUUUUAUUAUUUUCACAAACAACUUUGGGGUCCCCCCCCCCAUUCAAGUGGUAUAUAAAUGUCAUUAAAUGAAUGAAUGGCAGAUGUGGAGGUGUUCAGCAGGUACCAAGAAGAGUACAGUGAAACUGCCUCCAUUGUGUCAAUAGGCAGGGAGUUCCGAAGUUCAGGUGCUGCCACACACAAAGACUGAUUUCUUGCAAAUGCAGAACACGUAUUAUGUGGUGCCUUGAACAGUGCCAGUUCUGUGGAUCAUAGUGGUCUUCAGUUUAACUCUUUACACACCAGUGACAAUUUAAAGAAAUAAAAGCUUUGUGGAAACUCAUCAGCAUUUUAGUGGAUAAAUAAAAUAACAGCUUCAACUUCAAUUUAUGUUUACUUCUUCUUGCUAUUUUGUGUUGGUACUAAAGCUUAUGGUGGAAAGUGCUGUGAUUUGCCAUCUUGUCGCAACUAUCCAACUUUCAUUUUCAACUUUUUGGGGCGAAGGAAGCCCAGCCUGAAAUGUGGUGUCCAUCUGAGCAGCCUGCUCUUAUGUGUGUUUACUUGGUAGUGCUCCCACUCUGUUUCAUGGGACUUACUCCUAGGUAGGAGCAGGUGGGGCUCAUCAACCUGGGAAGGAAGGAAAACUCUGAUCCUAAACCUCCUCUGGCUUGGGGCUAUAAUCAUUCAUGAGAAAGCAUUUGGGAGUAAACUCAAAAUGAAAACCCGUACCGGCUGCCCUGCGGAACAUAUUUGGGAGAAGAAAAAGCUAAGGAUUAAACCCUAUGUAAACCCAGAGAAGAGUCCCUAAGACAGUUGGAGGGUGCCUUUGUACACCUCCUUCAGACAAUUCCUGGAGCCAAGCUGGUGCCAAACGCCUUGCUCUGCUUUCCUUUGGACCACACCAGCGAGGCCGAGAGUGCUGUCUUGUCAUCUGGGCAGCCUAGGACCUCCAUAUACACUGCUCAGGCCUGCAACCCUGGGCAGGUCAUUCCAGUGUUGCUAACGUAGUAAAAGCAACAUGGGAGGUGGCAGUUAUGAGUUACUGACCUCUGCAGCCACAGCAGGCACUGUGAUUCUGCAAUGGUUUGACUUCACCUCUAGAGGUGCACUCCAUUGUCUCUAGAGAUAGAGGAAUGCCAGCAACUCGCAGGUUGGGUACACAGAAUUGCAGCAAACAUUUUGCGCCAUAUACGUUCAUCCUCUCCCUGUGGUGUGUUUUCUCUUCCUCUCCCUUUCAUCAAACUUUCCUUCUCUCUCUUUCUCUCUCUUGUUUUCUUUUAAAUAGUCCAGAACAAAUGAAAUGGAAUGGAUGGAAUUACUGCUGUCAAUGGCAUGUUGCAAAUGAGAGUCAGUGACACGAUCCCAAGUUGAAGACCAAAGUUCUAGAGCCGUGGUUCUGAAACUGGGUGGCGCCACACCCUGCGGGUGGUGAUAUUACAUUGGGUGGGGGUGCUAAGAGGCACUGAGGUAGCAGGGGCCGCUGGAGACGUAAAUGACAUUCAGACUUUGCAAACCUGGUAUUCUUUGUAAAUCUGGUUCAUCAGUUCUGUGGAAUGAAUCAAAUAGUUUUAAUUGGGUUUUGAACAAAUGUGCAAUUAACUGCUACUGCUUUGAAUUUUACUGUGGUGUUGUCUUCCUUAGUGCGCCAUGCAAACCAUUGUUCUGAGUAAUAGGGUAAGAGGACACUAGGGAUGAGUUCAGUGCUGGAUUUACGUACAAGCUAAACAAGCUAUAGCUUAGGGCACCAUUCUCUUGGGGCCCCCCCAAAAUUUAAAAGUAUUUCACUGUUAAUAUACUUCUUCUUAAUUGUAUUUCAGUUCAACAAUUAUUUUGAUAAAAUACAUAUUUUGUUAUGUGCAAAUGGUUUUAGAUAGCUAUUAGGUCCAUAAAUUACCAUAUAGCAUAUAUUCAACACAAAAAAAAACAGCGACAAUUUGUUGUUGACAAAGGACAACUGGACAUAUAAAGGGCCCCAAUUACCUUCAGUAGCUUAGGGCCUCAUCAAACCUAAAUCUGGCCCUGGAUGAGUUUUUGGAACCAAUGGGGAAGUGGUCUGAAAAGGUUUGGGAACCACUGGGCAAGAAGAUUUGUGUUUGUCCCGUGGGUACCUACCAUGUGCUUUCGAGGGUGCCUGCUAUUACCUCGUCCUUCUCUACCGCCAUGAAUAUUCAUAUACCAAAUAUGAGCUGUAUAGGAAAGAGAGGUGCCGUUUUAUCCAUUCAUCUUCAUUAACUACUAAGCCAUAAGCUAUAACUCAUGGGCUGUGAGGGCAGCGGCGACAAAGGACAGAUUGCUGCUUCUUCUUCUACCUUUCUCUCUCUCUUCUUUGGCCCGCAUUUUGCAUAAAUGACAAUCUUAUCACUGCUACUUUCUGCUUCCCAUCACUCGCUAUCAAUCCUCCUUUUCUUAUCUGAGCUUUAGAUGGGGGUCUUGAGGAUAAAUCGAUGAGAUUCCGGCACAACCAUUUGUUAAAACCCAGGUUUUCACCAACUGCAGUAUAAAGUUUGUCAGAUUUUUUUGGAGAAAUCUGGGUGCAUGAAUGUUGUUCUUGUUUAGUCGUGUCCGACUCUUCGUGACCCCAUGGACCAGAGCACACCAGGCACUCCUGUCUUCCACUGCCUCCUGCAGUUUGGUCAAACUCAUGUUGGUGGCUUUGAGAACACUGUCCAACCAUCUCGUCUUCUGUCAUCCCCUUCUCAUGGAACCCAAGAAAGUAAAAUCUCUCACUGCCUCCAUUUCUUCCCCUUCUGUUUGCCAGGAGGUGAUGGGACCAGUGGCCAUGAUCUUAGGGGUUUUUUUUAUGUUGAGCCUCAGACCAUUUUAGUUCACUGAUGCCCAGGAUGUCAAUAUUUAUUCUUGCCAUCUCAUUUUUGACCACAUCCAUCUUACCAAGGUUUGUGGUUCUUACAUUCCAGGUUCCUAUGUAAUAUUUUUCUUUACAGCAUUGGACUUUCCUUUCGCUUCCAGGCACAUCCGUAACUGAGCGAGCUUUCGGUUUCGUCCCGGCCGCUUCAUCAGCUCUGAAUCUACUUGUACUUGUCCUCCGCUCUUCCUCAGUAGCAUGUUGGACGCCUUCCGACCUGAGGGGCUCAUCUUCCAGCGUCAUAACUUUUAUAUGCCUGUUGUUUUUGUCCAUGGAGUUUUCUUGGCAGGGAUACUGGAGUGGCCUGCCAGUUCCUGCUCCAGGUGGAUCACGUUUAGUCAAAACUCUCCAGUAUGACCUGUCCAUCUUGGGUGGCCCUGCACAGCAUAGCUCAUAGCUUCUCUGAGUUAUUCAAGCCCCUUCUCCACGGCAAGGCAGUGAUCCAUGAAGGAUGUGCAUGUAUGAGGAGAUCUAAAUCUGCCUUCCUUCUUGGGGAAAGGCCAUAGCUCUGUGGUAGAGCGUCUGCCUGCAUGCAGAAGGUCUCAGGUUCAGCCCACCAGCACCUCCAAGUAGGGCUGGGAGAGACUGCCAGUCAGUGUAGACAAUACAGACUUUGAUGGACCAAUGGCCUGAGUGUGUCCACAGGUCUUCUCUGUAGGGCAAAGGAAAAGUGCACUAUUCAAGGGGAUUGCUCAGUCAUAUAAGGAUCCGUAGAUAGGGAUCCUAGGAAUUUUGGCCAUUUCACAUCAGGGAAAGAUUUGCUGAAGUCAUGCAUCACCGGAAAUGGUGUUUUGUGUUGGGCUUGGACCAAUCAACCCUUCCUAUGUAUGUAGCUUUAUUAAGUGCUUGUCUACACUCCAGCUUGUUCCAUGCUGCCUAGGUUUUUCAUUUGCCCUCCAACUUUCCCCAGGAAAACCAGCUGUUCGCCGCUGAAUCAGAUCAAACGUCAAUCCUUAGAAAACCCGGUUGAUAUUUGUUCCAAUUCAGCGGUAAACAGCGAGUUUUCCCAGUGGAAGUGUGGACAAGUCCUACUUGCGUUACGUAUUUGCAACCCCGAAACUCUGACUGAGCUGGUGAGCCUUUGGAAAUAGACGCUCUUGAUCAUCGCAAAGCGUAUUAUGCCAGACACUCAUAAUUCAUCCUGUGGUUAGCCUAUUUCCCAGACCCAAGAAGAAGAAGAGAAGAGUUUGGAUUUGAUACCCCGCUUUAUCAAUACCCGAAGGAAUCUCAAAGCGGCUAACAUUCUCCUUUCCCUUUCUCCCCCACAACAAACACUCUGUGAGGUGAGUGGGGCUGAGAGACUUCAGAGAAGUGUGACUGGCCCAAGGUCACCCAGCAGCUGCAUGUGGAGGAGCGGAGACGCGAACCCGGUUCCCCAGAUUACGAGACUACCGCUCUUAACCACUACACCACACUGGCUCUCCCUCAGUAUAUGUAACAAAUAUAUAUUGGACUGGGCGUUUGGAAUGCCAAGAUAUCAGUUUAAAGGGGUGUGUAGUCGUGUGGGUUCUUUGGUUAUUCUAAUUUAGGCUCUACAGCCUUUCCUUUUUAAAAAAAAUAUUAGAAUUACAUAUGCUACGCAAUUGUUACUCCUGGGGCGUCUUCAAGUUAUGAUGAGCAGCUUGGAUGCGGUUAGGAAAAGUCUCUUUGCCUAAACAUGCCUGCAGGUUUAGGAGCAACGAGAUUGAGAGAUGAGAUGAGAUGUGGUUUGGCGAGUUGGUCAGAGGCAUGGCAAGAUCAGCGUGUGCUUGGAGGCUAUUAAUAAGGGGGAAAGCGUCCUUUGGAAGCUGUCACAAUUUCUCCUCCACCUUCUCCUCCACGAAUUUUGACGUUAAAUAUUCUCUGCACACUCAAAUAUUUGCUUUAUAUUUCCAAGUGUUAAAAUAUAUCGGUUCAACAUUCGGGGAUAUUUCAUUCCAGCAUUUGAUGUUUGACAGCAUUUAGUAGUUAACCAUGUGUUGGCCUUUAGAAUUUUAUUGCAUGAAGCAGCUGAAACAACCGAUAUUCAGUGCUAUUUAAAACCUGACUGUCUUUGAUGAUUACGGUGCGAUGCUGUUCCUGCAGUUUCUGCUUUAUUUAUUUAUUUGUCCACCAGCAGCAUUUGUAUAUUGACUAUUCAAAUUUGUAUAUUCCUGUAUUGCAGGGGGUUGGCUGGGGAGACCCACCCUGAUGGGGAGGGCAAAAGUAAAUUUUAUUAUUAUUAUUAUUAUUAUUAUUAUUAUUACUCUCAAGGUCCUUUCAGACUCUAUGAUUCUAUGACGAAUAACUAACAUUUUCUGAGUGGUGAGUGGUACAAUUUUUAUUUUUAUUUUUUUUUAAAACCCUAUAUAUAUAUUUUUUUAAAGCAAGCAGAAAACAAGCAAGCACAGUAAAAUUGAACCUACAUGCAGCAAACCAUAAAGACAGCAUGAAAGAUCUGAAGAAUUUUAAAUGCCUGUGAAAAUUAAACAGGUACAAUAAGGGCCGUAAUUUAGAUGGCAGGCAAGUCUCUUUAGGGAGGGCAUUUUAGGAACCGGGGAACGACCAUUGAAAAGGCUCUCUCUCUCUUGAGCAGCCAGGCAUCUCACUUCCUUUGGUGGAGACACCCAGAGAAGAUGACCUUUGGAUCAGAGGAGGUGCUUAUGGCACUAGCGGCUUUUCCAGGUUGUGUGAGAAAGUUGCUCCCUCGCAUCUUCAGCAGCCAGUAACGGGGAUUUUUCUAUUUUUUUUAAGGCACCUGUGACUACUGUGUACCUAGAAUCCUCCGCUCCUUGUAUGUAGCGUUUUGCCUAGUUUUGAUAUUUGACAUGCAAUUAAAUAUAGUAUCCAUCAGCUCCUGAAAUCUCCCGUGAGAGAUUGUCAAGAUAGUCAGAAGAUGCCAGUAGCUCUAACGCACUCCGAUUUUGCAUUCUGAGAUUUUUUUUAAAAAAAUCAUUUCACCGGAAAUUCAAAUAGUCACACUGAUGUCACAAUAAAUAGAUACAUAGAUAGAUAAAUAAAUAAGUAAGUAAAUAGAAUAUGAAACUGGAAAUAUUGGUGCGUCUCAAAUCUGUGAAUAUGUCUUUGAUUCCCAUCUCAAGUCAACUGUGGUGCAGACUCUCAAUUAUAUUUGCACAGAGCACACUGAAUUCUCUCUAUUUAAGUGGGACAGCUCUGUUUAUUUCUGCUGUAUAUGUUGGUUGCAUUACUACUCCCGUUUUGAUCUGGGAGCUAUUUUGGGGAGCGCUUUCAAAAAUGGUUAAUGUACAGAUUAAGAAUGGAACAGCGUCCCUUCCUCAAGUUUCUCCAGCCUUUUCCCAAACAUCUAUGGAUCUCUAAAGAAGGCAGAAUCUUAGUCUGGGGUGCUGAGGUCCCCUCAGUUCUGUCAAAUAAUUGUUCUGUGGUUCUGACAGCUGUCCAGGUCUGCUUGGAUUGUGUAUUCCGAGAGCAAUUCUGGAGUUUUGAAUGCUGGAAUGGAUUCUGUGAAUUUGAACAAAAUGGGUGGGCAAAUAAUUGGAGGAUAAAGAAACACACAAAACAAAACACAAAAGAGUAAACACUCACAGUGUUUAAAAACUGUAUGGACUCCAUGAUCACUGCAGAUGGUGACAGCAGUCAUGAAAUUAAAAGACGCCUGCUUCUUAGGAGAAAAGCUAUGACAAACCUAGACAGCAUCUUAAAAGCAGAGACAUCACCUUGCCGACAACGGUCCGUAUACUUCAAGCUAUGAUUUUCCCAGUAGUGAUGUAUGGAAGUGAGAGCUGGACCAUAAAGAAGGCUGAUCGCCAAAGAAGUGAUGCUUUUGAAUUCUGGUGCUGGAGGAGACUCUUGAGAGUCCCAUGGACUGCAAGAAGAUCCAACCUCUCCAUUCUGAAGGAAAUCAGCCCUGAGUGCUCACUGGAAGGACAGAUCCUGAAGCUGAGGCUCCAAGACUUUGGCCACCUCAUGAGAAGAGAAGACUCCCUGGAAAAGACCCUGAUGUUGGGGAAGAUGGAGGGCACAAGGAGAAGGGGACGACAGAGGACGAGAUGGUUGGACAGUGUUCUCGAAGCUACCAGCAUGAGUUUGACCAAACUGCGGGAGGCAGUGGAAGACAGGAGGGCCUGGCGUGCUCUGGUCCAUGGGGUCACGAAGAGCCGGACACGACUAAAUGACUAAACACCAACAUAUUUAUUUCAAAGGAUAUUUCUGUGGCUGCGCUAUUUGAUUGUUCUAUUUUCUCCCUCCCUUCCCACUUUCCGCAUCACAUGAAAUCCGAUUGUUUCAGAACCAAGCAGAUUGGCCAUCUUAUUUCCAUGCUGGGAGAGGUCGCUGCAGCAAGGACAGUUAAAGAACCCACCCCUCCCCCUUUUUUCAUUGUUGAGGAAAUUAGUAACAAAUCUGGAAAAUCUUCAUCCCUCCCUCCCGGAUCUGGCAGGGGUUGGGGGUGGGGAAGGAGAGGGAGCCCCGCAGAAAGGAAAUUUAAGAAGCUGAUGAUUACAUAUGAAUCCUGGAAGCUCUGUAAUCCCAGACUUGGUUAAACAGCUGUCUCCUCUAAUUCCACUGACAGCCAGACCCCCUUCUCCUGGAGACCUCCCAUUUUCCAGGUCAUUUCCAAGCACUGGUUUGUUAACCGAUUUCCCCCCUCUAGAUUUGCUAUUACUCUGUCCAAUUCUGGCAGCAACCAAUACCAACAAUCAGCUGGGGAAGUGCAAAUCUAAUCUAAGCAGCUCACGGAGGGGAGCAGUGAGGUCUGGGGUCUUUUCCCAUCUAAGGCUCUGCAUGGCUUCAGAAGAGCCCUGGUACGUGCUGAAAAUGCAUUUUUUUUGAGCCAAUGCUCGAGGGAAAUGAAAUGGAGCAAAGGAAAAGCAGGCAUGUACCAUAAAGGCAACCCCUUCCCUGAAUGUAAAAAAUAAAAAUAAAAAUGCAAGAGGAAGUAUCGAGGGAUAGCAGCCAGAUUUCCUGGAAGACAAGGGAUCUGUCGUGCUUUUGUAAUUCUUCAGAAAGUUUGCUGGUGCUAUCCGCAUCCUUUCUUUUAAUGGGAAAUGCAACUUUCUUCACUUCUAUAGCGUAGCAUGACAAGAUGGAGGAAUUGUGUUAGCUGCCUUGGGCAUGUCAAUGGAGAAGAGAUUACAGCUUAUGUUCAAGUAAAUUCUACUCAUAAUAGAACUUGGUCAGACCACAUGUGGAAUACUGUGUCCAGUUCUGGGCACCACAAUUUAAGAAGGAUACGAUAAUCUUUAUUGUCAUUGUCCCAUACAGAACAACGAAAUUGAAAAAUCUCCAUAAGAUGUUCAAAAACCAACAAGCCUGCUAUCCCAGCUAUCCCAACCUGGUUAGCCCCUUAUAACUCUGAUACCCCAUUUUUAAAUACAAUAUACUCCCAUAGAGACUCCUUACACUGCGUUUAAAACCAAAAUCCCAUUUGGAUAAAAACUGUUUCUCAGGUGGCUAGUCCUAGUCUUUAUAACCCUGUACCUUCUUCCAGAAGGCAGAAGCUGAAAGAGAUCAUUUCCAGGGUGCGCACUAUCCUGUACUUUCUCUGCAGCUUUCUUAUGGCACCUGGAAGCAUAGAUUUGAUCCAAGUUGGGAAGAGUGGACCCAAUUAUUCUCUCUGCAGUCUUAAUAGCAAGCUGAAACGUGUGCAGAGGAGAGCGACCAAGAUGAUCAAGGGUUUAGAAACUAAGCCUUAUGAGGUGCUGUUGAAGGAGCUGGGUAUGUUUAGCCUGGAAAAGAGGAGACUGAGAGGAGAUAUGAGAGCCACCUUCAAGUAUCUAAAGGGCUCUCACAUGGAGGAUGGAGCAAGCUUGUUUUCUCUUGCUCCGGAAGGUAGGACUCGAACGCAUGGUUUCAAGUUACAAGAAAGGAGAUUCCAGUUAAACAUCAGGAAGAACUUUCCAACGGUAAAAGCUGUUGGACAGUGGAAUCGACUCCCUCAGGAAGUGAUGGACUCUCCUUCCUUGGAGAUUUUAAUACAGAGGUUGGGUGGCCAUCUGUCAUGGAUGAUUUUGUUGACAUUCUUUCAUUGCAGGGUGGACUAGAGACUAGAGACAAUUCUAUGAUUCUAUUAUUCUAUAGUAGACCCACUGAAAUCAAUGCCCAUUAAUGUCAACAGUUCUGCUCUGAAUAGAAUAGAAUUUAUUAUUUAUACCCCACCCAUCUGGCUGGGUUUCCCCAGCCACUCUGGGCAGCUUCCAACAGAGUAUUAAAAUACAGUGGUCCAUUAAACAUUAAAAGCUUCCCUAAACAGGGCUGCCUUCAGAUGUCUUCUAAAAGUCUGGUAGUUGUUGCUCUCUUUGAAAUCUGGUGGGAGGGUGUUCCACAGGGCGGGUGCCGCUACUGAGAUGGCCCUCUGCCUGGUUCCCUGUAACUUGGCUUCUUGCAAUGAGGGAACCGCCAGAAGGCCCUCGGAGCUGGACCUCAGUGUCCGGGCAGAACACUGCAUAGGGCUAACAUUGUAUUUGACCAUAUCUAGCUAGCACAUGUCCAACUGGGUGCUGUUGAGAAAGUCAGUAAAGAUGGACCUUGUCUGAUCCAGUGAGGACAUUCAUAAAACACACUUGAGCAUUCAAGCAUUCAAUAAUAACCAUGCGAGGUAGGAGAGUGGGGUCAUAUUUGCCCAUCAUGCACUUACCCCCACAUCCCACAUAGGCCUUUCCCCAUCACUUCCUGCACAUUUGAGAAGAUGGCAACAGUGCUCAAGUUUCCAGCCUGUGCGUAUUGACAGACUUCCCUGCUGCAGCUGAGCCUGCAAGUGCACAGACAGUGUUGGCAGGUGGCAAUCAUGGAAACAGGGCAAGUUGAGAGUGGACCCAUGCUCUAGUGGUUGUGUAUUUUGAAUCCUCAGAUUUGUUUUUGUUUAGUCGUUUAGUCAUGUCCGACUCUUCGUGACCCCAUGGACCAGAGCACGCCAGGCACUCCUGUCUUCCACUGCCUACCGCAGUUUGGUCAAACUCAUGCUGGUAGCUUCAAGAACACUGUCCAACCCUCUCAUCCUCUGUCGUCCCCUUCUCCUUGUGCCCUCCAUCUUUCCCAGCAUCAGGGUCUUUUCCAGGGAGUCUUCUCUUCUCAGGAGGUGGCCAAAGUCUUGGAGCCUCAGCUUCAGGAUCUGUCCUUCCAGUGAGCACUCAGGGCUGAUUUCCUUGAAUCCUCAGAUAGGGCUUUAUUAAUCUGUCUUCCCCCUCCCCCAAACAAAAUGGUUUCCUUUGAUCAGAGGCACAAUUUUGAUCAAAGAAAAAGAAAUGAGUCUGGGGUCAAGAAAGGAGUCCAGGGAUUAAUUCAGAGCUUUAUGGCUUCUGCGGAGAUGGGACCUCGAUUGCAUCUGUUUCUAAAGGUUCUGUCGUAGAAUAUUCCAAAGAAGGUACAACAGCCAUUUCCUUUGUCCUCUUCCUUACCACCACCACCAAACAUAUACAUGGCACUCUUUUCUUUUCUUAAAGGGGAUUUUUUUUUUUUUUUUGCUUCAGGCCAUUAACUUCUAGGCUGGUCAUUAUGAACUGCUUGGCAGUGACUGAUUGCGCGGGGCUUUCUCGCUUAGGAAAAUGUGGAACUGAUUGCUUGCCUGACCCCAUUUGACCCCUGGAAUUUGGAGUUCAACCUGGGCUUUAGGAAUAAUAAACUCAUAUAAUUAGCAGAGAAAACCGCUUGUGAUGGAGGGGGAGGUGGUGUAAUUGAUUGGAAACAGCAGUCCGUCAUACUCGAUCUGCCUCAACACCAGCCAAGGGAUUCCAGUUUGCUGGCGAAUAAUAUGAUGUCCCGUCCCGUCCCCCAUUCGCCCCACCUAAAAACACUAGCACUGCCUCUGAAAUUUCACUCAGUGCAAAAUCCAGUACAAAUGUGAAGGUUGCUUCUAAGGUGAAACCUCUGAGGAAUUUUGUUGAAAGGCAGAAGUUUUAAUCAGAUUCGCAGAAUUUAUCAUCUAGGUAUUUUCUGCAUUCUCAUUUUGGGUCGUUUCUUCCUCUUCAAAGUAAGAUGCUCAGUUCUUCGUGCACAUACCAUUUCCUCCUCCUGUGUGGACCUUCCACACAGUGCCGUGCUACAAUUCUACUGCAUGGCAGAUAAUGAGUUUAUGUGCUUGAGUUUAUUUUCCAUUGUUUCCUAGAAGCUCAUUAGUUAAAUACAUGGGAGUGUAUGUGACAUCUUUCCUCUUUAACCACUGUGUAUGCUUCCUUCCAAAGGUUGUACACCACUCCUAAAAUGUGUUUUGGUUUUUAGAAAGUUGGCUCAAAAAAGUAUGUAUCCUAAGACUCUAAGCAGCUGCCUUUGAGAGAUGUUCCUCAGAUGUGAUCUGCACAACCCAGGAAUUGAGCCCCAGGGUCAUCGUGAGGUUGAAAGCUCGCCUUAGCCUAACAGCUAAGAGACUGAUCUAGAAAUAUUUUGCCCAUUGUGACACCCACCAGCCAUUGGCUGAGAUGCAAUGACAUCACAGAAUGUUCAUGAAAUUGUUGAAAGCAAAGGAGAAGUCAUGGCAUGAAGGCAAAGUUUAGCAUCUUUUAGGGGGGGAAGAAAAAGAAAAACUCACUUCAGGGUUCAGGACAAGAAGGAGCUGUGUAUUGUUGAUGGGACAUGAAUAAAAAAGAGAGAGGGGGAAGAAAGCAACACGGACUGGUUUUCAUGUAAUUAUUUGAAACAAAAGCUGGAAGUCCCUAGUAUUUUAAAACAGAUUGCACAGAGUCUCUGCUUACAUAAGACCUCAUAUCCUUUUAUCUGAGUCCUGUAGUCAUAAUGCAUCCAUUGGCUGCUGUAAAUGGAUUGGGCUGCAGAUAUAUAGUCAUCAUCCUUCAGUCCACCCAGCCGAGUGUCCAGGGGGACAAGGGGCUGUCUGGAUGUUCGGCGGCAGCCUCAGCUGCUGUUCAACCGCACACAUUUCCAUUACCCUAAUGUGUCCGAAAAUGGGCCUGGAAACUGACGAGGUGCUAUUUGGAUAAUGGAGUGAUUGAGAUAAUAGAAUUAGAAUUGUAUUUGGAGGGUGGAUGGGAGAUGUCAUGUCCCGUCAUUCCGGGGCUUCUCUUGAUGGCUUAUUUCCCCACAUCCGCACAGGUCAAGGCAGGUCACUGAAGCAGAGCAGUGAGGGAGUGCCAUAAUUGCUGUGUGAUCCCACACAUGGACAGGUUGGGAAACGGGAAGCUCACUCAUUACUUGUUUAUGACCAUGCUCAAAUACAGGAGAGUGGGCAAGUGAUGCCACUGAGAUUCCUAUAUCUGGCCACAGGAAUAUACUCUUGUAUAUUUGGCUGAUGACCUUAGUCCCUUCCACUUCUUAUGGGCCUGUAUCCAGUGAGGAUUAGAAUCCGACAAGAGGAGUUUUCUGAACCAGCCAGCCAGCUUUCUUUGCAAGGCAAUGGCCUUAGCCGGCUGCUUAAGUGUCCUCUUCAACAUCCCAAAAGAAUGAGCCAGGUUUCAAAAGCCACAACUAAGAGCCCCCCCCCCCCCAGCUGCUGGAGUAGUGUGUGAGAGCUGAUCUGGAAGCAGGCUGGAGAGACAGCCCCACAUAAAUUACAUUGCAGAAGUCAAGUCUGGAUGUGACUAGGACGCGGGUUGCCAAGGCAAUGUUGCGCCUCUCUAGUCCUCUAUUUAGGGAUAAGCCUCAUUAGGCUUGAGAGUUAUUUCUGAUAUGACAGCACUGCAAGAGAGUCAAUUCUGAAGUGAGCAAGUGCAAAGUUUUACCAUCAAUGAAGUGGUGAUGGGGAGAGACACAGGUGAACGACAGGUGCGCUGUGCUCUGCCCAAGAUCCAAAAAUGAAACCAGGGCAGCGAAGAAUGCCUAGUACUUUAGUUCUCCUGCAGAAACAAGGCUGGGUACUUCAGAACUCCAAAAUCUAAACAGAUUUAUUGAGGAAGAAUCUAUCAAGGGAAAUAAGUCAUAAUGACUAUGUUGUCCCUUAUCAAAGGCAGCAAGCCUCUGAGUAACAGUUUCUGAGCAUCACAAGUGGGGAGAGCACUGUUGCACUCAAAUCCAGUUUGUGAGUUUUUCCAUAGGCAUCUGACUGGCCUAUGAGAACGGGAUGCUGGACUAGAAAGACCUUUGUCUCGAUCCAGCAGAACUCUUCCCAAUGUUCAUGAGAUCAUAGGGGAUUGCAAGGAAGAACUGGUUUUCAAAGCUGGGUUGAGAAAUAAGUUGUUUUCCAGCUUUGGGUGAAAUAGCUCACAACCCAAUCCUGGGAGAGCUCACCAGAGCGGGUGUUUCAGGCCUGUAUUUUUCCACAAUACCUAGUUGAUAUGGUUUAAUAAACACAAUUGUUCUUCAUAAAAGUGUCCACCUUAACUCUUCUAAGCUAGUGGUGGCGAGCUGUUUAGUACCGGCCCCAUGUGCCAAUGCAAUCUCUGGGAUCAUAUUGUUUGUGCCAAUGAAUGCCAGUUGAUGGAGAAACAGGGUGGACUCAUGUCUUCAAGUCCUUCUUGUUGGCUUGGGGUGCAUGUGGUGUGGAGCUUGGUGCCGUAUUAGAUAGACCUUUCAGGCUGGUCCCACAGGUUCUUGGGGGAAUGAGACGAGAACACUACUUAGAACCUUUGCUCUUUCCACUUGCAAAAUGCACAGCUACUCCAAAUUCUCUUUGGAAUACCUGAGUUCAGCCAAUGUUACAUACGAGAAGUGCUUGCACCCUUUUUCAUUAGGCUUUUUCAGCUUCCAAUUAUAUGAAGAACUCAUGAUGUUUAUAGCACAAAAAGCACCUCCAUUCUGAUUUUGCUGAAAACCAGUAUAGUCAUACCUUGGGUUACAGAUGCUUCAGGUUGCGUUUUUUGGGUUGCGGACCGCCGAAACCUGGAAGUACCAGAACAGGUUACUUCCGGGUUCCGGCAGUUGCGCAUGUGCAGAAGCGCUAAAUUGCGCUUUGUGCAUGCGCAGAAGCGCCGAAUCGCAACCCGCGCAUGCGCAGAUGUGCCGCUGCGGGUUGCAGACGCUGCAGGUUGCGAACAUGCAUCCUGCACGGAUCACAUUUGCAACCCGAGCAUCCACUGUAAUCAAUAUUAGCUCUUCGAUAAAGGUUUAUACUUCCCUUUAUAUGCCUUGUGUGUCUUGCCUAAGAAGAACCCUCUGGUAGCCACCGCAUUUCAUGCUUUACCUGCUGCCACAAGGCUUGCUCCUCUUACUUUUGCCCUUCAGAGCUAUGUUUCCUUUUCCUGGAUACAUAUUUCCAGUCUUGAGACUGUACCAUGGCAUGAUGCAUAUUGCACCCUGUUGAAUUUAUGUUCUCCUGGGGUGUUGGUUUGGGCUCAAAGACUGUCACUUCCUCUUGGUGAGAAGGCUGCUGCAUAGCAUGGCUUCUGGUAUCUCCCAGACCUUUGAUGGCAUUACAAAGUGGUGGAGCACAGCUUUCUGCUGUCAAUCCAGUUGACAGGGAGGGGUUGUGUGUGGCAAGAGGAGUUAGGAGGGGGUGUUCAGAAGAAAACAGUGAAAGUCACCUUGACUCAGAGGAUGCUUGAAAAUUUAAUGCUUGCUCUCUACCAAAUAUUGACUCUUCUGGGCAUCUGAGCAAGCCCUUUGUAGAAGAUGUCGAUAUGUGCCUGACGUCUGAGCAGAUAAAGUAGCUUCUUCUCCUGCCCUCCAAAGUGAAUAUCUGCUGCCUUUUAGAAAACCAAAAUCCACAAAACGGAAUGGAAAUCAAAGAAGUUCAAAAGGAAGCAUUUCCCUUGUGUGGGUAAUUGAUGAAGGCUUAAAGUUAUGGGAGGUUUUCAGGCCAAAACUGUUUCCCUGUUUGCUCCACUGGAACACACAAACCAAAGAUUGGAUCUCUGAUUAAUUGCUGCAUAGCUACUGAGACCUCAAGCUGCAGUGUAGUUCCUGAGAUGUUAAUCCAGUUCUGAAAUCUGGAUUUGUGUGUGUGUGUGUUUGCAAAUUCUGCACUAUACUUGUUUGAGAUAGGUAAAUGUGUUGUGCUGGUAAGCCUCCAAGCUGGUCCUAUACAAACUGAAUAGUGGGUGGGACAAGUUUAUGUGGUUUUCCACUUCAAAUGCAAAAACUGAUUAUUGGCUGUUGGGGAUAAACAUCCCAAAUAGGUGACAGAUUGGAGGAUUUUAUCAUGAGAUCGGGGGUAGGGGGGACGGCUACUGGAUGCGAAAGCUGGAGUGGAAUUACACAGAAUAAGUGUGUUCUGGAUCAGACUAGUGGCCCAUCUAGUCUGGUAUCCUGUUCUCCUAGUGGCCAACCAGAUGUCAUUUACAGGUAAAAUACCUGUGAUGUGAAACAAGGAUUUGGAGAUCUGCAUUGCAAAACUAGCUCAGCUUUUGCAGAGAAGUGUCUUGAAUAGGUGGUGCCAGUGACUGGGAUGGUACCCUUUCAAAUUGCCUAGAUUCAGUACUCAAAUUGUUGGUUGCAGCACUGUGAUUGUGUUUGCCUGGAUUCCUUAACAAAGCAGUGCUCUCUGGACCACAUGCCCAGAAAGUACUUGCAAAAGGUCUUUUGUGCUUGGUCUCAGCAAGCAGCUUGGUAAGUUUAUUCUUCCUGCAAUGUCCUGGUAAGGCCUUUGCACAACAUAGCCUCUGACUUUUCUUGGUUAUUCCUUGACUUGGAUUCCUCCAUCUCCUGCAUCAUAUUGAAUCAACUGGUAAGGUGUUUGAAAUACACACAUAAAAGCAAGGAAGAAGGUAACACCAAAGAGUUGAGAAACUUCUUUUAGUUCAUGAAAACCAUUUAUUUUCUGAAAUCCAUGAUGCUUAAUGUGCAAAAGUUCAGAAUCUGAAGCUACAAGACUUUCAAACACUGGAAACUAAGCCAUAUGAGGAGUGGUUGAAGGAGCUGGGUACGUUUAGCCUGGAAAAGAGGAGACUGAGAAGAGAUAUGAUAGCCAUCUUCAAAUAUCUCAAGGGCUGUCACAUGGAAGAGGGAACAAGCUUGCUUCCUCCUGCUCUGGAGGUUAGGACUUGAACCAAUGGAUACAAGUUAAAAGAGAUUCUGACUAAACAUAUGGAAAAACUUUCUGACAGUAAGAGUUAUUUGACAGUGGAAUAGUCUCUCUUGGGAGGUUGUGGACUCCUCUUCCUAGAAGGUUUUUAAGCAGAGGUUGGAUGGCCACCUGUCACGGAUGCUUUAGCUGAGAUUCCUGCAUUUCAGGGGGUUGGAGUAGAUGACCCUCUUGGUUCCUUCCAACUCUUUUUUUUUAAUGCUUUUUAUUGAUUUUUCAUUUAAUACAAACAAACAAAGUACAAUAAUAUUCAACAGUCAUUUACCCACAUUCUUUCCCAACACUCUGCUGAGCAUUGACUUCCCUCCCUUCCUUCAACAGGUUUUCUGGCUUCAGUCACCUUUCCACAGUUUCUUAUUAUAUCCAGUCCAGUCUACGUCUUAAGAUUCAUUUCAGUCCUGCCAGAGUCUGCAAAUUUCUACAGUUAUUAUUUUAUAAUCCAUAAAUUUACUCCAAUCUCUUUGGGAUUUUGUUUCCUCCAGUUUCGAAUCCUGAAGGUCAGUUUUGCUAGUUCUGCAUAAUCUACCAUCUUCGUCUGCCACUCCUCUACUGUUGGUAAAUCUGGUACUUUCCAUUUUUGGGCUAACAAAGUUCUGGCAGCAGUCGUAGCAUACAUAAAUAACCUUUGAUCUGCUUUUUCUAUUUCCUCUCCCAUCAAGCCUAGCAAAAAAGCUUAAAAAGGGGUUCCUUCCAACUCUAAAAUUCAAUGAUUCUACGAUGGGAGUUGCAGUCCAACAACAGCUGGGGACCCAAGUUUGAGAAACAUUGGUAGACCUUCAGCUUCUUUCUCCUGCAUAAGCUGAGACAAGUUUUGGGUGCUGGCAGCUGGCUGUCAGAACUUCCUGGUUGCAUUUGCAAAGGUGUUUUCGUGUGACGAAAGGGAUAAAGUCCUGUUGUCCCUGUCACUGGGUCUACACAAGGCGAGGACAAGGCAUGGGGUUACUACCAAUACAGAGCAGAGCAGAGCCCAAGCAAAGCCAUGGCUCUUAACUUUUCUGUCAGCAGACGAGGCACCCAAGAGGCCUGUCUGGCUUUGCAUCCCAUAAAUGUAGGAUUAAGAGGGAGGGAGCCAUAGCUCAGUAAGGCUUUGGGACCUGCAUUGACUUCCCUUGCUCUAAUGGAUAUGUUGGCAUGGCUUUAACACAACCAUCAGGAGUCCCAGAACAGCUGAUUUCUCAUUCACCAGCCAAGGGGGAGGAGGUAAUGCCCUUCUGCUUACGUGCUCGGGUAAAAGCCGCCCCCCACUCCUCAUUUCCCAUGGAAGUCACUGGCUACCCUUGUCACGAAUACCAGAAAUAAUUUUAAGAACAAGAACAAUAGAAAUAAUAGCUUCCCGUCAAUUACAAAUUGUUUAACCUUACAUCGUAUCCCGGCUUCCUUGCCUGUAAAGAGAGACCCCGUUUUCCAGUCAAUACACAUCACCAUCUACCCUCAGACAGAGCUCCCCUCUUCAUCUAAUUAGUGGGCGAAGCUAAUUGUGUGCAUCUGAGAGCACUUUGGUGCCUCUAAAUAUACAUUAAUGAGAUCAGGCUACCAUCAUCCUGCCCUUGUGAUCCAUAGCUCAGAAGGGGAUGUUUCUCCACUCUGUGUAGAUUUCCAUUAACUUACAAGCAAGGGAAGGAAGCAGUUUGGUGACGUUGUAAUUUAUUAAAAAUAGAGAAAUGAAAGUGUGCUUACCUUCUUGCUUGAUUUGUCAAAGCCCUUCAUCUGCAGCGUUUUGGAAACCUUUGCAACAAUAAGUCGCGUUAGGAAUGCAUGAAACUUAAUCGCUUUUUUGCCACUGUUUUCUCCCCGCCACUAUGCUCUUGGCUGUCUGUGGCAUUUCUACAGAAUGCCUAGGAUUCCCUUGGUUUUUUUUUUAGGAAUCAUGGUUAAAAUGGAAGGAGCUGGAGUGGUCAGCGUGAUCACAUGGAGCUCACUGAGUGGCUUUGGGUGAUGGUCACUUCCUCUCAGCCCGGCCUACCUCACAGGGUUGUUGUGAAGAUUAAAUGAGGAGAUGGAGAAUCAUGUAUGGCCACCUUGAACUCUUUAGAGAAAAAGCUGGGAUAUAAAUGCAAUAGUUCAAUAUUAUUAUAUAAGGAAUACUUAUCUAAAUGUAGGCAUCGUCGCCAUUGUUUUCAGUGAGCUCAUAUUUGGAUGUGCAUCCGAAUGCACAUUUGUUAAAGGAUCCUAAACUCCCGACCUGCACAGGAGUUUCUAAAUCUAGGCACUUCUCUCUCUCCUACAGCCUCUUUCUGGAUGAACUUGUGUACGCAGCUGCAAAUAUCCACCCCCACCCCCCAAAAUGCAUAGUAACUCCAAUGGUAAGAAAAACAGUGGGAGAAAUGUCUGCACCAGAAGAAUUGCAAUAACUGGGCCAGAAAAAACACACGCUGCUACCAUUACUGCUAUCUCUCUGAUUACACAUUUAUUUAGUUAUUAUUUUGUUUGUUACAUCUGUACAGUGGUACCUCAGGUUAAGUACUUAAUUCGUUCCAGAGGUCCGUUCUUAACCUGAAACUGUUCUUAACCUGAAGCACCACUUUAGCUAAUGGGGCCCCCCCCCCGCUGCUGCCGCGCUGCCGGAGCACGAUUUCUGUUCUCAUCCUGAAGCAAAGUUCUUAACCCGAGGUACUAUUUCUGGGUUAGCGGAGUCUGUAACCUGAAGCGUCUGUAACCUGAAGUGUCUGUAACCCGAGGUACCACUGUAUACUGUAUUUUCCUCCAAGGAAAUGUAUGUGGUUUUUCUUCACAACAACCAUGUGAGGUGGGCUAGGCUGAGAGAUGUUGACUUGGCCCAAGGUCACCUAGUGAGCUUCAAGUCUGAGUGUGGAUUUGAACCCUGGUCUCCUGGGUCAUACAGCAACGCUCUAAACUAUGGGUAGGCAAACUAAGGCCUGGCAGCCAGAUCUGGCCCAAUCGCCUUCUAAAUCUGGCCCGCGGACAGUCCGGGAGUCAGUGUGUUUUUACAUGAGUAGAAUGUGUGCUUUUAUUUAAAAUGCAUCUCUGAGUUAUUUGUGGGGCAUAGGAAUUUGUCCCCCCCAAAAAACCCCUAGUCCAGCCCCCCCCCCCAAGGUCUGAGGGACAGUGGACUGGCCCCUUGCUGAAAAAGUUUGCUGACCCCUGCACCAAUACACCACAUUAGCAAAGUACAAGAGGGAAUAGUGGCAAGGAUUCCAUGGGAAAGGUGUGUUUUCAGGAGGGAUUUCCUCCCCCCCCCUCCAAAUAUGAGUCUAUGAAGUGCCUUUCACGAGGCAGUAUAUACAGCUGAAAGGCCAAUUUUGCUGCCAGGAGGUGAUGGAAUGAAUGCACUCAAGGAAUAUAGAAAGCCAUUUUAAUGUUGGAUUUCAUUGAGGAAGCUGGAACAAUAGCCAAUAACUAUAAAACUACUGAGGCAGAGCCAUACUUGUGCUGAGGGCAUCUCUCAAACACUUUAGCACCAUGAAGGGGAGUAUUUUUAUCAAUGACAUGGGAGCGCAACAGCAUGCCAUGGCCUUGCGGUCACGAGCCAUGGGUAGCGCACAGAAAUAGCUCAGGGGGGAGGAGGGGGGCUCCCUUGGGGUCGGCCUGAACAGAGGCAUUUUAUGCAGAUCUUCUGAUACACAAUCUACAGUAAGCAUAUUGGGGCCAGAUCAAAUGUUAGCGAGGGGUAAGCAAAGGAGAAAUGGUACCAAUGUAUGGAGACAUUAUCCUCCCAACCCAUUUUUUGUUGUUAGUUUUGUCAAGGAUUUUUAUUCGGUUCAGCAUUGCAUAGAGUAAUGAAACAGAGCUAGAAGGGGCUUCGAUGCUCAUUUAGACAGCAAGUCCAUUACUAGAGCAUCCCUUUUAAGUGACUGCUCAGCCUUUGCUGAAAAACGUCAGCUCAUACCAUCAGAGAGUUCUUCCUACUGCUUAGUUUGAAUCAAUUUUCUUUUAAUUUGAAUCAAUUGGAUCAGGUCCUACCCUCUGGAGUAAUGGAAAAUGCGUUUGCUCCAUCAUUUGUGCUACAUAUCACUUAUUAUGCCUUCUCCUCCUUGUCUUUUAUAAUAUUUGUGUCAUUAUCCUACCCUUUCUCCAAGCUCAGGCCGGUGUAUCUUGCUCCUCUCAUGCUACAGAGUUCCACAACCAGACCGACCAACUUACUACUUGUUGACUAAGAGCUAGAACGGCACAAAUAUUAUAAAAGACAAGGAGAGAGCUGGAACUGUCUCUAUCCCACUGCUUGGGUAUAUAUUGGCUGGCCAACCUGAAUGCGUUGCUGUAGAACACAUGGAACAGUCCUUAUCAGCUGCAUAGGGAUCUGAGUCAGAGAUUUCCCUGGUCAAAGCCUCAGUCUCUCUAGCUCUGCAUAGGUAAAAGUUAAGGGACCCCUGAGCAUUAGAUCCAGUCGUGGCCGACUCUGGGGUUUUUCAUCUCGCUUUAUUGGCUGAGGAAGCCGGCGUACAGCUUCCGGAUCAUGUGGUCAGCAUGACUAAGCCGCUUCUGGCGAACCAGAGCAGCGCACGGAAACACCGUUUACCUUCCCACCAGAGCGGUACCUAUUUAUCUACUUGCACUUUGACGUGCUUUCAGACUGCUAGGUUGGCAGGAGCAGCAAUCGAGCAAUGGGAGCUCACCCUGUUGUGGGGAUUCGAACCGCCGACCUUCUGAUCGGCAAGUCCUAGGCUCUGUGGUUUAACCCACAGCGCCACUCGCGUCCUAGCUCUGCAUAGUAUAUACCUUAUUAGUAGUGGCAGCCGAUUGCCUCCCAUUUUGUAUUCAUACUAUUUGCUGUACAGCUAAAACACGUUCGCCACAGUUUUCCAAAACAGGCACAGUUCAGUUGGCAGUAGCCCGGGGAACACACAAGAAGCACUGGCAGAUUAUAUGUGGGAGGCCUUGAACGACAUCCUCAUUUGGCGUGUUUGGUUCCUGUCAGAGUCCCAUCGUCUCCUCGCUCACUCCGACGUCGAUACCCACCCACAGCUUUGCAAACGCAAACCAUAAAUCUGUCCUUUUAAGCACAAGUGUGAAGACGCCAGAUUUCUGCAGGGAUGAUUUCCUAUAUAUAUAAAUAUAUGGCACUUAUCACAUUGCGGGUGGUGAGAAUAAAUGUUGCGCCUGCUAUGUAAAAAUGAAAUCACAGCUUUCGCCUCCUGUAUACACGCUUUCUUAUUGCAUGUGGAACCAACUAGUAUAUUGGAACGUAUAUGGAUUUUAUUUCGCUGUUGCCUUCCCCCCCCCCUUCAGGCUUGCUAGAGAUGGGGGAGGAAUUCCAAGAGCACACACACCACAGUGUUGGAUUGCAGUUGCAUUGUGCUUUCCCAUUGCCAGUAGCUUAAGAGGAGAGCAAUUUUGCUGGCCAUUACUUUCAGCACCCGGCACUCUGGACAGCUCCUUACUGAAUGUGUUCUAGUUUAGAUAGCAACCUUUUCUGGAUAACUUCUCUGCAAAUGCGUAACACAGCCCUGCUAUCAUGUUUUGAUUAUAGUGAGCGUUUGGUACAAAUCUCUGUCCUUGCAAGAACGCUGAAUCCAAAUUUCUCCCCUCACCAUCAAAUUAUGACACAUAUUAGGAUGGGGGGAGGGGGGAGGAGGAAUAGAAGCAGUCUUGAUGCAGAGAUACAGAUAUGUUGUUAAACAAUUGUAUACUAUUUUGCACAUGAAGCAUGCUGUCAGGUUCUACAGUGGGAGGGCGUCUAGCCAUGCCCUUUCCUGGCAGAGUCAGAAGAAUUGCAGCAGUGCAGGCAUCACUGCAUGGUGCCCCUGAUGCAUGCUUCUGAUUUCCGGGGGGGGAGGGGAGGAAGAAAAUAAGCUGGAAGAGGGGGGAGGCAGGACGAAGGGUGCUGAGGUGGGCUGCUCUGACAGCUGGAAGAGCAAGUGAAAAAGCAGGACCUGUGAGUCUCCUUGCUGCCUUUCUCAAGGCCUAGGAACCACAUCCCUGAAGGAAUGAUAUCUGCACAGAUAAGAUAUUGAACCAAGCAACUGUGUGUGUGUGUUUUUUUUUAAAUUACUCUCUUGCUUUGGGGGCAUGUAGCCAGGCCCCAGGCUCAGAAGGACUUGUCUGAAGCAAGCUUGACAUAGUGAGAAGAGGGCUAGUCCACCAAGAAGGGGCGCCUGGUGUGUUUCCAGGGAAUAGCACCAGGUUGGAAACUCCCCAAACCCUGAUUCAAGAGCUUUGAAGGCCAUGGGGUCUUGCUAGCGCAACAUCAAUGGAAUAUAUAGAACCAUAGAAUAGUAGAGUUGGAAGGGAUCCCAAGAUUCAUCUAGUCCAACCCCCUGCAAUGCAGGAAUCCCUGACAGAUGGCCACCCAAACUCUCUCUCUAGAAACCUGCAAUGAAGGAGAGUCUACCACCUUCCAAGGUUACCCAUUCAACUACUGAACAGCUCUUCACGUCAAUAAGUUCUUCCUAAUAUUUAGUAGGAAUCUCCUUUCUUGUAAUUUGAAUCCACUGGUUUGGGUCCUACCCUCUGGAGCAGGAGAAAACAAUCUUGUUCCACCUUCCAUGUGAACCCUUUAGAUAUCUGAAGAUGGGCUAUCUCAUCUCCUCCCUUUAAGCUGGUCUCUGACCAUAAUAAAUUUCAUGUUUCAUCUCCUCUCAGACUUCUCUUUCCCAGGCUAAACAUAUCCAACUCCCCCAGUCUUCUUUUCUCCAUGCUAAAUAUACCAAACUCCCUCAACCAUUCCUCAUAAGGCUUGGUUUCCAGACCCUUUAUCAUCCAGGAUGCCCUCCUUUGCACACAUUCCAGCUUGUCAAUGUUCUUCUUAAAACUGUGGUGCCCAGAACUGGACACGGCCUAUAAAAGCAAUAAACAACAAAGGUGCAUAAAUAGCUGUUGUUGUUGUUUAGUCAUGUCCGACUCUCCGUGACCCCAUGGACCAGAGCACGCCAGGCCCUCCUGUCUUCCACUGCCUCCAGCAGUUUGGUCAAACUCAUGUUCUUAGCUUCGAGAACACUGUCCAACCAUCUCGUCCUCUGUCGUCCCCUUCUCCUUGUGCCCUCUAUCUUUCCCAACAUCAGGGUCUUUUCCAGGGAGUCUUCUUUUCUCAUGAGGUGGCCAAAGUCUUGGAGCCUCAGCUUCAGGAUCUGUCCUUCCAGUGAGCACUCAGGGCUGAUUUCCUUCAGAAUGGAGAGGUUUGAUCUUCUUGCAGUCCAUGGGACUCUCAAGAGUCCCCUCCAGCUCCAAAUAGCUGGCCUACAUUAACUGAAGUGUAGUGUCCAGGUGUGAUCUGAGAGAGACACAUUUCUGUUUACUGGAGACCUGUUGCUUAAUGCUGUCUCUUUUCCCCCUUCCUGGUCACGCUGGCUUUGGAUGCUGGGAGAUGGGUUGGCGCUGGAUCAACAGGCCUGUGGGAGUACAGUAUUUACUGUACUGCAGUGCAGAGCGUGUGAGGAAAAGCACCAGCCCAGAUUGGUCUCUCGAUCGAAAACAAACAGCACUGUUGGGAGAAAAACAAAACCCAAGGAGCAAAAGUGCUGCUCCUCUUUAUUAGUUUUGCCAGUUGCUCUGGCACGUUUGGAGCAAAUUUCUCCUUCGAAGGGAGCCGCGCUUGAGAUUUCCUUUUAAUGUUGCUCGGCUGCUUCUCCUGACCUCUGCCGCACUGCCUAUUACCUCAGCCCUGCUUCUCCCACAGCCCGAUCGAAUUAGCAAAGCGCGAUGGCGGUGCUUCUCGGCUCCUUGGAAUUGGAUGCCGGUGGCAGCCAAAGGCGGUAAUCAAGAUCAAGGCAAUACUCAAAGAAAAGAGGAGAUAAUGAACUAAAGGGGAGUUAUAUUUGGUUGGAAGCACAGGGGUUGAUCAGGGCAAGAGCAUCCCGUUCUGGUCUCCUCUCAGGUGCCGACUCAUUAGGUGGGCUUUGGCAAGCUAUGAUUCGCUCAGCCUCAAUCUUUCUCUAGUCCCCAUCUGGAGCAUGGGUAUAAUAACCACAGGUGAUCUCUCAAGGCUUUUAUAAGGAUUCUUAAAGCUCUGGGGGUUGUGUGUGUAUCAAAUGCUUGGGACACCUGGAAUUUAUAGAGUUGCCAAGGAACCAUGUAAAAUGAAAGUUGAGGCAGGAGCUAGGAGUCCUGCUAGGGAUUAUUUUUUUAAAGAGCUGCUAAGGAUCUCAGUGGGCUUUGUGCAUUUUCUGUUUGCUGUGGACUACCCUAGCCAGUGUCAUUGUCAGGUUUAGCACUUCUCUCACACAGGACAUGGAACGCUGGCAGUUUUACUAAAGGUAAAGGUAAAGGGACCUCUGACCAUUAGGUCCAGUCAUGGACGACUCUCGGGUUGUGGUGCUCAUCUUGCUUUACUGGCCAAGGGAGCCAGCGUACAGCUUCUGAGUCAUGUGGCCAGCAUGACUAAGCCGCUUCUGGCAAACCAGAGCAGUGCACGGAAAUGCCGUUUACCUUCCCGCCAGAGCGGUACCUAUUUAUCUACUUGCACUGUGUGUUUUUGAACUGCUAGGUUGGCAGGAGCAGGGACUGAGCAACGGGAGCUCACCCCGCCGCAGAGAUUCGAACCCCAAACCUUUUGAUCGGCAAGCCCUAGGCUCUGUGGUUUAACCCACAAUGCCACCUGUGUCCCGGCAGUUUUACUAGGUAAAGGUACCCCUGCCCGUACGGGCGAGUCGUGUCCGACUCUAAGGUUGCAUGCUCAUCUCGUUCAAGAGGCCGUGAGCCGGUGCCGUCCGAAGACACUUCUGGGUCAUGUGGCCAGUGUGACAAAGCUGCAGCUGGUGGGCCAGCACCAGCGCAGCACACGGAAACGCCGUUUACCUUCCCGCUAUAAAGCGGUACCUAUUUAUCUACUUGCACUUAAGGGUGCUUUCGAACUGCUAGGUGGGCAGGAGCUGGGACCGAAUGACGGGAGCUCACCCCGCCACGGGGAUUCAAACCGCCGACCAUGCGAUCAGCAAGUCUUAGGCACUGAGGUUUUACCCACAGCGCCACCCACGUCCCUGGCAGUUUUACUAGUUGAGGUUUAUUUAGCAAUAACAGGCUUUCAGAGGUCCAAGCUUCCACAACUCAUUCCUCACUGUCAGAGUCAGUUGACUCGACUGGCUUCUGGCCCCCUCCAAGGCCAGAUAUACGCCAAGUCCUUCCUCACCUCCUGCUGGUCUUCCUUUGUUCUAAUACUUGCUCUGCCUCCUACUUCUUGGAGACUCAGGUGCAACCAAUUCCUCCUCCUCUGGAGCUGAAUCCUCCAGAUUCCUACCACCUUCCUCCUGCUCCUGCAUCUCUGUGCUGCUGCGAAAACUUACAGGCAGCGUUCCAGAGCGAGAAGGGCUUCUCUCACUUUCGUUGUGUGAAAGAAUCAAGUUCCUGUUUUCCUCUGCCUCUUCCAUCCCCUCUGCAUACUCCUCUCUGCUAGAGAUAUCUCUGACAGUCAUGGAGGCCAAGGCUUGCAUCUCCAACAGGCUUUGCUGUUAAGGGAAUUUUGUGGUCUCUGCCUUUUUCCAUCUCCGACGCCUUAAGAGAAACUUCAGAAAUAAUUUGUGUCUCAUGGUCCUCCAGGACCUCUCUGACUGCCUUUCUUUUUUAAAAAAAUAUUUUAUUAAAAUAAUUCAACAUUAAUACAUUCAUAUUAUGAAUAUACAAACAAACAUACAUUUCAUACAGUCCUUGAAAAUAUUCAUACAUACCCCCACUCAAUCCCACACAUACUUCCUUUUCCCACCACCAUCCCUCACCUCAACUUUGUGUUAGACUCAAUUGCAAUUUCUUUCCACUUCUAUUACUUUCUUUCACACACUUUUAAACCAGCUUUCUGCUUCUUUUUCUGUUACACAUUGUUAUCCAUCUUAUUUAGUAUUUCACUAAUUAUAAGGGAACUUAUUUAUUCUAAUGGGAGUUCUGACUUUUCAAUAUGAUUUUGCAAAUAUCCUUUAAACACCUUCCAGUCCUUGUCUUAUCUUCUCUUUUGAGAUCCUUCCAAUUUCUCCCAUUGUUUUGGAUAUAUUGUAAUACUCCAAAAACAGAGCCACUCUGUUUUUGUCGGUAUUCUCUGACUGCCUUUCAUUUCCCAGACUUUCAUGUACCAACCCAUAAUUUGGGGCAAAGGCUGUUUUAUGUGUGUGUUUCAUUGAGGCUCUGGGUGGGAAGGGCAUGAUGAGAAUCCGGAUCCAUUUUAAACCCUCAUGGGGAAUACUGGGUUGACCACAUUUCCCAAGACUAUGGUAAGUUUUGGGGACCACUUAAAGAUCUCUACAAGAGUGGGGGCACCCUACUUCAUUUCCUCCCCUCCCUCUGGCCCUUGAUUCUACCAUUCAGAAGUUCAUGUAAACAUGCACAACUCUCGUGUUAUAGAUAACACGACAUUUCCUUGCAUUUCCCAGGUGGCAAUCUCGCCUAGAGCGUGUGCUGUUCUAAUUGCAAUCAGCCCCUUUCAUUCCCCCCUCCCCUGCCAGACUGUUAAAUGUUUGCGGGAUUGAGCCAAACAGCUGGCCAUGUAAUGGCGAGCUAUCGUGGGGGUGUCCUGGGGGCACCAUAAACGUAAAUGUAACGGAUGCCUUUAAGAGUUUCAGAGGUGGUGAUUUAGUUCCUCAGGAGGGAGAGAUAGCAGCAGCUCUCUCCUUGGUGGCUAUAGCUUUUGUAGCCCCCAAGACUUUGCCAAAGACAGCUGCCCACACAGCAAGUGGCCCAUGGAACUGAGUCAAAGAACAUUUCAAAGAGGUGCCUUUGGGACUUUGAGUGAAAGAGACGGCAUGAUAAAAGUUUGCGAAAGUAUGAAUGGCAUGGAGAGGGUGGAUACACAAAAGUUUUUCUCCUUCUCUCAAGGCCAUCCAGUCAAACUGAAUGUUAACCAGUGGAACUCUCUGAACACGUACAGUGGUACCUCGGGUUAAGUACUUAAUUCAUUCCAGAGGUCCGUUUUUAACCUGAAUAUGUUCUUAACCUGAAGCACCACUUUAGCUAAUGGGGCCUCCUGCUGCCGCUGCGCCGCUGGAGCACGAUUUCUGUUCUCAUCCUGGAGCAAAGUUCUUAACCCGAGGUAUUAUUUCUUGGUUAGCCGAGUCUGUAACCUGAAGUGUAUGUAACCUGAAGCGUUUGUAACCUGAGGUACCACUGUAAUUCUAUAAGCUUCUGCCAUGUCACCUCUUGCUCACUUUUUGAUACCUCCAUGCAUCAAACCACAAGCUCUGACAGCAGCAAAUUUAUUUUAGUCACUGAUUAAAUUUAUUUUAUUUUAUUACAUUUAUAUACCACCCUUCCUCUGAUGGUCACAGGGUGGUUUAUGGACUAAAAACACAAGAAGAUGUAACAGAAUAACAAACAAAACAAUACCCCUGCCCCCAGUUUAAAAGGCCAUAAGUUGUCCUAUCUGCCAAACACCUGGGAGAAGAGAUCUCUUUGCCUGAUGCCUAAAAGAUAUGUAAUGAAGGCACCAGGCGAGCUUCCCUGGGGAGAGCAUUCCACAAAUGGGGAGCCACCACAGAAAAGGCCCGUUCUCAUGUUGCUGCCCUCUGGACCUCUCGUGGAGGAGGCACAUGAAGUAGGGCCUCAGAUGAUGAUUGCAGGGUGGGUUCAUAUGGGGAGAGGCAGGUCUUGAGGCACUGUAGUCCUGGUACAGUUCUUGAAGUAUUGCAGUCCAAAUGCAGUUCUUCAGUACAGUGGUACCUCGGGUUACAUACGCUUCAGGUUACAUAUGCUUCUGCUCUGCUAACCCAGAAAUAGUACCCCGGGUUAAGAACUUUGCUUCAGGGUGAGAACAGAAAUCGUGCUCUGGCAGCACAGCAGCAGCGGGAGGCCCCAUUAGCUAAAGUGGUGCUUCAGGUUAAGAACAGUUUCAGGUUAAGAACGGACCUCUGGAACGAAUUAAGUACUUAACCCGAGGUACCACUGUACACUCAUUCCUUGAAUUGUGUAGGGUGAUCUUUGGGGGAGUUUGAAGGAAUGGGUGCUUCAGUCUUUGGGCAGGUAGUUGGGCUUGCAGCACAUGUGGCCAACCGGACGCUUUUGGGUAACUUCCAUGCAGGUUUCUCCCUGCUUACCCAUGGACUCCCCUCCCUGGUGCACAACAGAUUGGCACUGAGGAGCACACCAGUCGGUAUGCUUCCAAGCUGCUUCCAGAACCAAGCAGCUGGGGAUUUGGUGUGCAGUGAGGCCACAGAGAUCCCAUUGUGUGCCUCCCUCCACUUCCCAGCUGACUGGCACUGGAAACAGGUGAGGAGCCUGCUAAUUGGGAUGCUUUUCAGUCCCAGUUUGCUGAGCAGCAGAGGAGAAGGGAAGUGCAAUUGGAUCUCAUUGCACCAGGUGUGAAGGUGGUUUUUUUUGUAUAUAAAUUUUUUUAUUAGUUUUUUAACAUAUCAUUUUCAACAGUAAUUAAACAUACUUUUACAUCUUAUUCAAUUUUUUUUUACUUCCAUCAAUCCUAUCUGAAAAUUUUCCAAUCUAAUCUCUUAGUAUGCAUUUCUUAUCUUCCCUAUUACAUUUCAAACUCAUAACCAAUAUCUCUAUCUUUUUCUACUUUGUAACACUUCGUAUAUUUCUCCUUACAAAACUUCUUGUAACUAGCGUAAUUUGUUGAUUACAGUUGCUCUUCAAAUAAUUCAUAUACUUCUUCCAAUCUUCUGUAAAUCUCUGGUCCCGCAGGUUUCAAAUCCUUCCUGUCAUUUUGUCCAAUUCUGCCUGGUCCAUUAAUUCACACCAGGUGUGAAGGUUUAAGCCUGCCCUAUACCUGUGCAAUGAGGAUGGACAUGAAAGGUGUGUGUGCAAGAGAGUGAGAGAAACUUAAGUAGGAGAGGGAAACUCGUGUGUGUUUCUGUAUGUGUGUGUGUGUGUGUGUGUGAGAGAGAGAGAGAGAGAGAGAGAGAGAGAGAGACAGACAGACAGACCCACUGCCAUUACUGACCCUGCCUGCCACCAGUAUGCAUUCCUCCCACUGCCACAUGCAGCUCUGGGGGAGAAAUAUAAUAAUAAUAAUAAUAAUAAUAAUAAUAAUAAUAAUAAUAAUAAUAAUAAUAAAUAAAUUUUAUUUAUAUCCCGCCCUCCCCAGCCAAAGCCAGGCUCAGGGCGGCUAACAACAAACAAAUAAUCAAACAAUCAAAUAAUCCAACAUUCUAAAACAUUUCAUUAUAAAAAUUAAUUAAAAUCAAAUUAAUGGCAACCGUUAAGCAAAGUUCUGUGCAGGUUGCCAGAGGAGGGAGUCAGGCUGGGCCCUGACCAAAGGCCUGGUGGAACAGCUCUGUCUUGCAGGCCUUGCGGAAAGAUGUCAGGUCCCGCAGGGCCCUAGUCUCUUGUGACAGAGCGUUCCACCAGAUUGGAGCCGCAGCCGAGAAAGCCCUGGCUCUAGUUGAGGCCAGCCUAACCUCUCUGAGGCCUGGGACCUUCAGGAUGUUUUUAUUUGCAGACCGUAGGUUCCUCUGUGGGGCAUACCAGGAGAGGCGGUCCCGUAGGUACGAGGGUCCUAGGCUGUAUAGGGCUUUAAAGGUUAAAACCAGCACCUUAAACCUGAUCCUGUACUCCACCGGGAGCCAGUGCAGCUGGUAUAGUACCGGAUGAAUGUGAUCUCGCAGCGAAGACCCCAUAAGGAGUCUCGCCGCGGCAUUCUGCACCCGCUGGAGUUUCUGGGUCAGUCUCAAGGGCAGCCCCACGUAGAGCGAGUUACAAUAAUCCAGUCUGGAGGUGACCGUCGCGUGGAUCACAGUGGCUACCUCUGGGCUAGAUCGUCUUUGUGUACCCUCCAGCUCCAUUUCCAAUUGAUACUUUGACAUCAGCAUGGCUUUCCAGCAGUCCAUCACAUGGCAAAGUUUAAAGGGCUUCAUUGAGCCCAGUUUAUCGCGUGGGCGAUGCUCCCUUGGCUGAUCAACAGACAAUCAACGGUAGCCGUUAUGCUUUGACUUCUUUGGCAAACUUGCUCAGCUUGCAGCUGCUAUGCUAAGCCCAGUACUUGGGCUUUUUGCUUCAAAAUGCAGAGUAUUCGAGUCAGGAGCUGGUGUGAGGUUUGCCACCUUUUCAUCUAGCACACUGAGGGUUAGCUUAUCUGGGGUUAACUCUGAAGGCUUUCAAGGUCUAAUUCAUGACUUGUCGCUGCAGUGGGGAGGCCCUAGCCGUGCAGUAUAUUGAUCACCCCACUGGAUUAUUUAGUUUAUUGACUCUCCUUGCUUUCCUACCCUAAUUAAAGCCAGAUAAAUACUUAGUGUUGCAUAUUGGAGGCUGCAUGUUAGCAGUGACCUGGAAAGGGGUGGGGGUGGGGGGUGUAAUUGAAAAUGCAGUCAAUUCAGGUUGAUGACUUAUGAACUAAGGAAUGGCAGUCUCAAAGGGGGCUGCUGUUAUCUUUUGGUCUGGCUUGUAGUUGAGUUGGCGAGACCUUCCUUGUGAUGCUUUCUAGCACCCUUUGCCAACCUGCUGCCUUCCCGAUGUUCUGGACUUCCACGGUGCUUGCUUCCUGAGCCCCAAACAAAUCACGGAGAAGGGAAAUCAUCUUCCGAAAACUCAGUACUACAAAGAAACCCAAAUACCAGUGGCUGGAAACCACAGGAAGGGAGAGGACUCUUGCCAGUGUGCUGUAGUGGUUAAGAGCAGUGGACUUGUAAUCUGGUGAACCGGGUUCGCUUCCCCGCUCCUCCACAUGCAGCUGCUGGGUGACCUUGGGCCAGUCACACUUCUUUGAAGUAUCUCAGCCUCACUCACCUCACAGAGUGUUUGUUGUGGGGGUGGAAGGGAAAAGGAGAUUGUGAGCCGCUUUGAGACUCCUUAGGGCAGUGAUAAAGCGGGAUAUCAAAUCCAGAUCCAAACUCUUGUGGUUUUGUUCUGCUCACUGGCUGCCCACAGCCUUCUGGUUCGCCACAGUGAGAAUGGGAUGCUGGACUAGAUGGGCCAUUGGCCUACAGCAAGCUAUUCCUACAUUCUUAGGACCUGUCUUUCUGGAGGUGGCCAGACGGAGACCACAGUCCCACUGCCCAGGCAAUGUGAAAUUAGGCUGCAGACUGGCAAAUGUUCCACCGGAGGCAGUCAAUCACAGAUUGCCCCUUGGGGGCCAACGGGCCUGGCUUCUGCCUAAUCGGAGGUUAUUGUCAUUUAUGUAUUUGCUCAGACGCGGGGAGCUGUGCAAAGAUAAUGCUGAUCCCGUCCACCCCUUGCCGCCCCCUCCCCCAUGCCUUCCACGCCAGUGGAGCGCAAACCCAGCUGGGCCAGAGGACGGGGCGGAGGAGGCUGAGAUCAGCAGCCGGAUAUAAUUGCAUUUUGCUCCAUAAUCGCCCCCGGGGUCUGAGAAGACCCGUCUGUGUCCUCUCUCUCUCUCUCUCUCUCUCUCUCUCUCUCUCUCUCUCUCUGCAUCUUGGGGGGAUCAGUGUAAAAAUUCAGCGGAAAGGCCAGUCCUGGCCCUCGCCUGCUGGGCCAUAAAUCGUGCGAGAACCUUCCCUUUGCCUCCUGCGCCCGCUGGGCUUCACCAUCCGGACCCGUAAGGCUGGCUUGUAUUUUAUGCUCUCCACAUCCCUCCUGAUCCUUGAUUUCUCAUCAUUUGGAGUCCCUGGUAGUUACAUGUGCUCAGCUCCCUUCCAGAACGGGCUUGUGUUUUAUAGCACUGCCACGGCGAGCGGAGGGUGGGGCGGAGGAUACCUCCUUAUUGUAUUUAUAAAAGGGGAGCCUGAGAUUGAUGGGGUGCCAGGAGGGAUGAUCACAAAUCCAACGGUCUACAGCUGGCCUGCAGCAAGAAGAGAAGCGUGGAAGAGGGAGGAAGGGAGGGAGGGAAUGUCCUUUUUGCCAGAGUUGUGUGAUUUAUAUGAACAAAAGGCUAUGUUGUAAAUCUUGCCUUUUAUAGUAUGGUUCUCCAUCAGGGCAAUGGCAACACCUGGCCCUGUUAACAUCCAGGCAACAUAACCCUGGUUCUGAACAAGCCUUGUCGAGGCGAACUGAUAAAUGUGCUGUAUUUACUGGCGUAAAAAAAGGUUCCUGCUCGCCACUUCUGCCAAUAUGAGAAAUAAACUCUCUCGUCACAUGUUUUUUACAGAGUGCUUUCUCUAACCCCUUAAGGCUCCAGUCUGGUAUUAUUCUUUUAUAUAUAUCUUUUAUUAGACAUAUACCGCCUUUCUUUUCCAAGAAGCUCAAGGUAGUAUACAUGGUUCUACUCUUCCCCAUUUCAUCCUCACAACAACUCUAUGAGGCAGGGUUAGGCUCAAAGAUGGUGGCUGUCCCAAAGCCACAACCACACCUUUUUUUUUUUUUUUGAGUUUUCUGUGCUGAAGUUGCACAGCAAAGAGUUUGCUCAACCACUGAACUCAUCACGAAUGAAGCAAGCAGGAAUGUUAGUGGGUGUGGGAAUGUUCAGGGAGAUAGGAGAGGAUAUUUUGUUUAAUGAUAUCCUUCCUAACUUGCAUUAGCAAGUUCUAUAUCUUAGCAGAGUUUAAACAUUCCCCUUUAAAAGCACAGUGGUUUGCUUGUUGCAGGCUCGUCUGAGCCUCUUUCUUUAAGAUUCCUGGUAAGAUGCCUUCUUGUCCCUCUUAAAAAGAAUAGACACGACAGUCUUAUUAAAGUUUAUAUAAAAGUAAUUUACUCACAUUCAUUCAGUUCACAGUUGGAUCCCUGAAGGCAGAUUCAGGUUACAAAAGUAUAUAUACAUGUGGAACUAUCUCAUAAGGGAGUUAGUCCCAAAAUGGAGAAGAAGGACCAAAAGAAUGUGUGCUCCCCUGCCCAGAUUAAGCCACACUCACAUCUAGUCACAUGCAGAGGAAGUUUGUCCCAGCUCAGGAGGAAACAGGAAGUUUUCUCCUGGCUGGUACAAAGCAUCCCGUAGCCUAGCAUGUCCAUUCUAGGAAUGUUGUACUUGACUGCUAUGUGUUUCACAUCCCACAGUGGGAACAGGGAUGAGUUAUGUCUCUCAUCAGUUGUGAUGUCACAGUAGGGUUCCCAUGCAACAGUAUAGGUUUCCAUGACCCCGGAGGGGUCAAAGUUCGGAGUCUCAGAAGCCUAACCAUGAAACAGGAAGCUGCCCUAUGCCAUGAGAAGACUAUGGUGGCUCUCCUUCAUUGCAGGUUUCUAAAGAGAGGUAGGAUGGCCAUCUCUCAGGGAUUCAAUCAGGUAGGGAUGGGAGAGACUCUCUGUCUGAGAUCCUGGAGAGCUGCAACUGCCUGUGUGGACAAUAUUGAGGUAGAUGGAUGUCAUGGCGCUGUCAGGAAUGGGAUUUCCAGAGUGAGGAAUUAACGCAUUGUUGUCAAAAAUACAAGUUAAGGACAGGCAGGUCCACCAGUCCUUUGUCUCUCAGCUACUCCUAGGUGUGCACCUGAUGAGGCAAUUGCCCCACCCCUGACCUUCGCUUAUGUAUCUCCCCCAUCCAAGCUGCAAGCAAGCAGGCAAAGACUGUGCCUGCAUGUAACCUGCUUCUGCUCCUCCCGCUUCAGUCCUCUUCUGGUCCUGGGAGACAGUGGAGGAGGAGAUGUGGGCAGGAGGAGGAGAUGUGGAAGCUCUUGACCAUACACCAGCCUGACCUAUCUCUCUCUCCUGCACCUGACCUCGUGUCUCCAAUCCUGCAGCUGCUCCCGCCUCUCGUCUCCUGGCUGCUGCAGGCUCCCCUAAUAAUAAUAAUAAUAAUAAUAAUAAUUUAUUAUUUAUACCCCGCCCAUCUGGCUGGGCUUCCCUAGCCACUCUGGGCGGCUCCCAACAAAACACUGAAAUACAAUAACCUAUUAAACAUUAAAAGCUUCCCUAAACAGGGCUACCUUAAGAUGUCUUCUAAAAGUUUGGUAGCUAUUUUUCUCUUUGACAUCUGGUGGGAGGCUGUUCCACAGAGCGGGCGCCACAACCGAGAAGGCCCUCUGCCUGGUUCCCUGUAACUUGGCUUCUCACAGUGAGGGAACCGCCAGAAGGCCCUCGGCGCUGGACCUCAGUGUCCGGGCAGAACGAUGGGGGUGGAGACGCUCCUUCAGGUAUACUGGAUUGAGACUGUUUAGGGCUUUAAAGGUCAGCACCAACACUUUGAAUUGUGCUCGGAAACAUACUGGGAGUCAGUGUAGGUCUUUCAAGACCGGUGUCAAAUCCCUUUCAAAUCCCUGGUCCCUUCUUGCAAGGCAGUCUCCAAGCCUGCUUCUCCCAGUGCCUGCUCCUCAGUAUCCAGCCACCACUCCCCAGUGUUCAGUUAGUCCUUGACCAUGGCCAUUGGUCGGACUUCCAAAGGAACAAAGGCAAGUUCUCUUUGUUUCUGUUUCCCUGCUCUCUGUGUUAUUUGCAGCCUUUUUUCUCCCUAGAAUUUGUGGCUUGGGAAGAGAGAGCCUCCCUCCCUCUCGGAUCGUAUUCUUCCUCUCGCGCAAGUCCUGCAAGUAUGAAAUAAACCCUCGGAAGAUGCGAGCUACGUGUUGCUCCGGCAAACAGCAAAUAAAUCACAAGGCCAUCCAGCAAUAAAUCUUUCAUGAGAUUUGGGCUGUCUGAACUCUGGCGACUGUGCGGGAAGCGUAUAAAUUUCUCUCGCAGGUAGGGCGGGGUGGAAGGGGUAGGUGGGUUGGGGGCUUAAGGGAGCCAGGAUCUCCCGAUGCCGUUAUUAACUUUGGAAGCACUUGAUGAGUUUAGAUUCAUUAAGUGUUUCGCAGCCUUGUUAAUUCAAUAAGUGCGGAUGACACUGUUAUGUAAGACAACGAUCAGUAAUUUGGGAGGAAAAUGGGUAGGAGGGGAAGGGAGCGAAGGAAUAUCAAAGCAGCCAUUGCACAGCAGAAUACUUAAUCCUUCUCCCCUCCAGAAUGAGCAAAACUUCGCUGUUUUCCCACACUGUUUUUUUGUUGUUUUUUUUAAGUCUGGGGAUUUAAAAUUAAUAUGAGCUGUGACUCAGGCUUUUGGUUCUGGCAGAUAGGGCCGCCCUAAUUGCUGAGAGGAGAAUUAAAAGAUUGGAACAUGAAUGGCAUUGCACUGGCUAUUGUCUCCUGCCUGUUCUUGGGUGACGUGGUAAUGAGGAUUUAAUGGAGACAGUCCUUCAUAUUCAGCGCUUCUAGGAAUCUGAUUGUGAUGCAGAUUGGGGGAGUUGGUCCUUAAUAUGGAACUUCAUAGCAUAUGCAGAGCGGGCUACAGAAACAGGCAAGGGGAAGAACCGUCCCCCCCAAAAAACCACCAAAAUAUUGUUACAUACCCACCCAAUCUCCAUGCAGUGAAAGAUUCCAGGGGUUCCAGAUGCUUACCUGGGGGUCUGAAGCAGAGAGUGUUAUUGGGGCAACUCGCUUGCUACUGUGAUUCUUGGGGUUCAGAGAUGUGAAAGUUGGGCUGUUCGGUGACUCAUUUUCCAGCAGCAAUGCUCCCAUCAGGCGUCUGCUCGUUUGAGUAAGUGCAGAGCUCACAAUGACCCAGAAUGAAUUCCGAUGGCUUACGAAGCACAGAUAAAAUUGGUGUAUAUGCGUCUCUCUGUGUGUGCAAGAAGACAAAACAAAUCGCCUACUCAGGGCACUGUGACCUUUUCUUAGCAACGCACUGUGCUAGCCAGCUCAGAGGAUCCAGUGUUUAACAAACUGGCCCACAUCCUUUUGGGAUGGAGAUGCACAGGUCUAGACUUCAUUUUUAUUUUAUUUUUAAUUCCAUGGAAAAAACAACAACCUAAAACUAAAUUUUCUCUUUGACAAUAUUUUUAAAAAUUGAUUACAAACCUGUAGUAGCAACUCAAUAGUUGUGUGUUUUUAGCAUUCUGCCACAAGAGAGUACAAGAAUAGUAAGGACACUUUCCAGACUUGUGGGCUGGAAGCAAUAACUGCUUUCUUUUUUACUGAAAUGAAAAGCUAAGAUUUUCCAGGAUUUUUGUUGAGAAUUGGGUGCAGGCGAGCCAUUAAGACUCAUGUUAUUCUCAGUUAUUUUUCAACGUAGUUUGAGGUGCUCCCAAUACAACCCAAUUCUGGAGCAGGGUGGUUGGGAUUGGUCUGAGUGUAUGUAUAAAUAGCAGUGAAAAAAAAAGAUGUGAGUUUAGGCCAAGAGUGGGGAACCUAUGCCCACCCCCAGAUAGUAUUGGACUACAACUCCCAUCAACCCUGACCAUUGGCUAUGCUGACUGGGGCUGAAGGGAACAGGUUUCUCCAAUGAAAAUAGGGACGUCCCAUUCCAGAAUGAUAAUUUUACUAUUUAUACCCCACACAUCUUAUUGGGUUGCCCCAGCCACUCUGGCGACAUCCAACAUGUAUAAAACAUUAAACAUUAAAAAAGACUUCCUUAUAAAGAUUGCCUUCAGGCAGCUCAGGGGCUGGAUAACUCCAUAUCCUCCAACAUUUCUCCAAUGAAAAUAGAGACAUCUUACCAUGCCCUCCAACAUUUCUUCAGUGAAAAUAGGGACAUCCUAAGGAAAAGUGGGACAUUCGGGGAUCAAAUCAGAAACUGGGAUGGCUUCUCUAAAUCAGGGAUGUCCCUGGAUAAUAGGGACACUUGGAGGGUCUGUCAUUCCUGCUCCAUGCCCUAGACCUAGAGCCAGUGUGGUGUAGUGGUUAAGAGCGGUUGACUCGUAAUCUGGUGAACCGGGUUCGCUUCCCCGCUUCUCCACAUGCAGCUGCUGGGUGACCUUGGGCUAGUCACACUUCUCUGAAGUCUCUCAGCCCCACUCACCUCACAGAGUGUUUGUUGUGGGGGAGGAAGGGAAAGGAGAAUGUUAGCCGCUUUGAGACUCCUUCAGGUAGUGAUAAAGCUGGGUAUCAAAUCCAAACUCCUCCUUCUCCUCCUCCUCCUCUUCUUCUUUCCCCAACCUCAUGAGCUCCAGUGCUUUUGAACUACAAUUCCCAUCAUCUAUGGUAAAAAGAUAAAAAGGUAAAGGACCCCUGGAUGGUUAAACCCAGUCAAAGGCAACUAUGGGGUGCGGUGCUCAUCUCGCUUUUCAGGCCAAGGGAGCUGGUGUUUGUCCACAGACAGCGUUCCAGGACAUGUGGCCAGCAUGACUAAACCUCUUCUGGAUCUGCGAUGUUGAUGGGAGUUGUAGUCUAAAACAGGAAAGCAGGUGGAGGAAGGCUCUAGGAGAAUCCUGUAAUUUGUAGCUUUGGGAUUAGUGUUGCUUGCCUGGGUUAAUACCCAUUCAACCUGUACCUAAAAAAUAAACUGUACUGAAAAUAAAUAUUCCUUGGAAUCUUUGCAAGAGAGGAUUAUGUGCCUUGCCAACGAUCUCACAAAAGGACACCCGUUCAGUCUGACAGUUCUCAAACUGGGCUGGGUAGUCCUUCCAUUUUUGCAAACAGCACUUCUCCAUUCCACCCCUCCUUGUUCUACUUAUCUCCAGUUUUUGCCAGGAGGGAGCGAGGGAGGGAAAGAUCCAGUUUCCUUGAAACCCUGAGUAUUUCAUGUGGAGUUGUGCUAAGUACACAAAUGCAGAUUUCCCUUAAUUCGUUUAAUUAAUUCUGGCUGCAGAAGUUAGAUCUCCUUUCCAUAGAAUUUGGAGUCUGUCUACUUUUCCUUUAAAAUGAAAACAGCAAUUUUCACCAUUAUUGUUUGGUACCAUCAGAGAGGAUGAGAAGGAGGAAGCCACCUUAUCUUACCUUGUGUGGUGCAGGGAUGGAAUUGCUUGCUGGAGAUGACCAGAGCGGAUUUCUCUGCGUUAGGGACUUUUGUGUGAUGCUCAUAGCCUCUGGUUCUGGCACAUGGAAGCUGGCCCACUUCUGAAAACAAGAUGGAGUCUUGGCCUGACUUAGCAGGACUCUUCCAGCACGUGGGUUGCUUUGAGAGUAGCUAGGGAGUGAGUGGUCCCUCUAGCCUCAAACAGAUGUUGGAUGCUACCUCAUACAGGACUUGAUCUCCUUCCUCAGGGCCUGUAAGACGGAGCUAUUGCGCCUGGCCUUCAAUUUGAAUUAGCCUGAUCCUCUAUUCCCUUUUCCCUUUCCUCUUCCAUGAAGAAACCCUUUCUGGGACCCCACAUUUAAAUUCUUCCCUGGUCUCCUUGCUGGCCCUAGUAGGGCCAACUUGGCCACUUAGCCCUGGUGAUCAUUUGAUGUCUACUGACUGGGUUUUUUUUCUCCCCCCCCCCCCAAAAAAAUGACCCCUGAAUUUUUGAAUUUUAUUGGUAUUGAUGCUGCAUUUUAUGUUGUAUUUUAUGCUGUUUUAUGGUGUUUUUAAGUCGCAUUUUAAUCAAUGUUUUAUAUUUGCUGUUAGCUGCCCUGAGCCCUGUUUUACACCGGGAAGGGUGGGGUAUAAAUAAUCAUCAUCAUCAUCAUCAUCAUCAUCAUACCCAGAUCAGACUAAAUGUCCCUCAAGGCCAGGUUCCGCUAGACUACAACUCCCACAAUCCCCGACUACUUUCCUUGCUGGCUGGGGCUAAUAGGAGUUGGAGUGCAAAAUAUCUAGAGGUUGCCAUGCUGGAGAAGGCUGACUUGAAGUCCAGUACAGUGGUACCUCAGGCUAAGCACUUAAUUCGUUCCGGAGGUCCGUACUUAACCUGAAACUGUUCUUAACCUGAAGCACCACUUUAGCUAAUGGGGCCUCCUGCUGCCGCCACACCGCCGGAGCACAAUUUCUGUUCUCAUCCUGAAGCAAAGUUCUUAACCUGAGGUACUAUUUCUGGGUUAGCAAAGUCUGUAACCUGAAGCGCCUGUAACCUGAAGCGUCUGUAACCCGAGGUACUACUGUAUCUGACUUGCUACAGCUGUCUUAAGGACUAUGGGCAACUGGCUGUUCUUUCUAGCUGAGAGCAAGGAAGGAGUCUAGGAACUCAGGAAGCUACCAAGCCAGACUUACUGGUCCAUUCUCACCAGUGGAUCUCAAGAUAUGUUCUCUGGACCACACUUUCAGAAUCAAACUUUGCUUGUGCUGCUCCACAUAUUUUAUUGGUAAGAAAUCCAUUGGAAAACGAAAAGAAGCAACUCCUAGCCGUGCUUGAUUUUUGACACAGAACACAACUACUUUAUAAUACAACCUUGGGACAUCCAGAAAGUAUAAAACGAUGCAGCUAAUAUAAGAACACUAACCAUUCCCAAAAUAUAAUUAUAAACAAGCCUCUUACAUAUGUACCUUAAGUAUGUAUACAAACUGAAUGAGAGGCGAGAGCUCGCUUUUGCCUGGUAAUCUCAUUUACAGUAGGUCUAAUUUGAAACAAGCUCUCAUCAGCACAAAGAAGCCUUUCUCUUUUCUGACCUUUCCUAUUUGUCAGAGUUGAAAAUCCUUGUUCACAACAACAUGUCGUGGAGAACUGUAGAAAAAUAGCCAAUGCUUUUAAAGUACUGUUUUUGGACACGCUCUACGGGGAGCUGAGUUCCGGCACCAGGCCCAUUGGCAGACCCAACUCUCUGUUACAAAGAUGCCUGGAGACAUGACAAGAAGGAUGUCAACAUUAACCCCACCAUGUGGGAAUCCCUUGCAGAUGACCAUAACACCUGGAGACAAUCAGUCAAGUUGUAUAGCCACAGUGGUGACCACAUGGCCGCUGGGAGGAGCAGAGAGAGAAGGAAUGCGCUGGUGCAUCUGCACAGCAGCAUAGCUAGCCGCUUGGGUGCUGGGUGCGGUGCACGCAUCCUGCAUCCAGGGGCUGGGCGAGCCUGUCAGGAUCCACAGAAUGCUGUGUGAGAUAGUAAGUCUGCAGGCUUGAGUUUGCCAGUUGAUGCAACUGGCUGAUGCAACCAGCCUGCAAUACUUUCUAUGGAAGUGCUGGGUCAGAAAGACUCAGCAGUAAUGUGCUGCCAGUUGAUUGGCUGUCAUCGGUUUAAAAGGGAAACCUGUCCAGCAGUAAAGGUAGUGGUUUAGAAGAGUGUGGUCAGAGAGAGAGAGAUAGAAAGGUCUUCCUUUUUGCCUUAAGGUGCAGCCAGGUACUCUGUUUGACUGUAUGAACUGCUCGUGUAUUAUAGCCUGUAGAUAUUUAUAUAUAUAAAGGUAAAGGGACCCCUGACCAUUAGGUACAGUCGUGACCGACUCUGGAGUUGCGUCACUCAUCUCGCUUUAUUGGCUAAGGGAGCCAGUGUACAGCUUCCGGGUCAUGUGGCCAGCAUGACUAAGCUGCUUCUGGCUAACCAGAGCAGCGCACGGAAACACCGUUUACCUUCCCGCAGGAGCGGUACCUAUUUAUCUGCUUGCACUUUGAUGUGCUUUUGAACUGCUAGGUUAGCAGGAGCUGGGACCAAGCAACAGGAGCUCACCCCGUCGUGGGGAUUUGAACCGCCGACCUUCUGAACGGCAAGUCCUAGGCUCUGUGGUUUAACCCACAGCACCACCCACGUAUAGCUCACAAUAAAUAUACUGCACUGAAGAACCUGGAACUCUGAGCAUUUUUGCUAAAGCGCUGCGGAGAAUGAGGGUGGGGUGCACUGCGUGGAGCCUUUCCACCACCUCACCCUCAACUGUAGGGGGGCUGAGAGAGAGGCGGAGGGCAGGCACAAGCCAUGUGCUUCCAUUUCAGGCAGCGCAGAGCCUACAGGCACCCAAGCCACCACAUCACUCCCAGGAGAGCCACGUUGCUCGGGCACGCUGCAGACCCCACAGUAAGUGCCGGCCCCAGUGGUGUGGCGCCCAGUGCCAGCCACGUUUCUUUCCAUUUGUUGACUGAACUAAAAAGUUUUGUGACCCCAUUUUUUUAAAAAAAACCACCUCAUAUUUUUGUCAUUUUGUCAAUCCCCGCACCCCAGUAAUGACACUUGCCAUCCAGUGUGGUGUAUUGGUUAAGAGCAGUGGACUCGUAAUCUGGUGAACCGGGUUCGUGUCUCCACUCCUCCACAUGCAGCUGCUGGGUGACCUUGGGCCAGUCACACUUCUCUGAAGUCUCUCAGCCCCACUCACCUCACAGAGUGUUUGUUGUGGGGGAGGAAGGGAAAGGAGAAUGUUAGCCACUUUGAGACUCCUUAGGGUAGUGAUAAAGCGGGAUAUCAAAUCCAAAAUCCAAACUCUACUCUCCUGCCGCACCCUUUGAGAACCACAAGUCUGCACCCUCUAGGGUUCCAGACAGGGACCAUGUUCAGCCCCACCUGGAAAUGAUGAGGAUCGAAUCUGGGACCUUCUGUAUGUAUAGCAUGCAUGUUCUACCAUUGAGCUCUAGUUCUUCUCAUCAAAGGGCAAAGGUCCUUGCUCCUGCUGCUCCUCUGGUUGGUGGAUGGGCUAGGCUGGCUUUCCCCUUGCACCAGCCCUCCUCCUCUCCCUUCCCUUGAAUCUCAGCUCCACACGUAGUUAAAGGCAGCAGUGGGCUUUAUUUAAAACACUACCCCACCCCGAAAGAAUCCAUUUCUGUUCUUCUGCGUAGCCCAUUCCACAGUCAUUGCUUUUUGCCUCCCAGUUUCAGCUCCUGCUCCACCUUGCUUUGCUGAUAAUAAGUUUUUGGAAGCAGCGCAGGAGGAAGGGACGGCUGACUGCAUUUCAUGCAUGACGAAUUGGCCCACAUCCCUGAGAUUAGAUCUGAGGUGGCUCUUCCCUCCCUUCACCUGAUCCGUUGGGCAAACUCUUUGCGCAGCCAAAUAAAUUGCUCUUCCCCUCAAGGCAGGGGAAGUAUCUGUCUGUCUCUAAGGUAGGCGGCGAUACAGAGGUUGUCGGAGCCUCCUGCGUGAGGGCAAGGUCUCCUGGUACAAAAUAGGUCUAAAGACUAAUUUUGAUGUCUGUGUACGAGAGAGAGAGAGAGAGAGAGAGAGAGAGAGAGAGAGAGAGUGUUAAACCACUGCCUCCUGUUCUCACAGUAGCCAAUAGUGGGAAACUCAAAAAGCAGUAUCUGAGCAAAACAGCACUCUCUCUCUAUUUGCAGUUCAUCUGCAACUGGCAUUUAGAGAGGCCUACCACAUCUGGUGGCGCUGUGGGUUAAACCACAGAGCCUAGGGCUUGCUGAUCAGAAGGUUGGCAGUUCGAAUCCCCACAAUGGGGUGAGCUCCCAUUGCUCGGUCCCUGCUCCUGCCAACCUAGCAGUUCGAAAGCAUGUCAAAGUGCAAGUAGAUAAAUAGGUACCACUCUGGCGGGAAGGUAAAUGGUGUUUCCGUGCGCUGCUCUGGUUCGCCAGAAGUGGCUUAGUCAUGCUGGCCACAUGACCCAGAAGCUGUAUGCUUCCUCCCUCGUCCAAUAAAGCGAGAUGAGAGACGCAACCCCAGAGUCGUCCGCAACUAGACUUAAUGGUCAGGGGUCCCUUUACCUGUACCUUUACCACAUCCGACAGUGGAGAGCGAACAUAGUUAUUGUGGCUAGUAGGCACUGAAAGCCUUACCGUCCAUUGAGUUGUCCAAAGCCAGCCAAGUUGUUGGCCAGCACUGUCUUCUGUGGGACACAGCUCCAUAGUUUAACCAUGUGUCGUGUGAAAUGCUUCUGUGAAGUGUUCUUUGGGGCACCUACUAAGUUUACAAAGCUAUUGUUUACAAAGCUAUUGUACUACCAACCUUACUAUAUGCUUGUGAAACAUGGACCACUUAUAAAUGCCAUCUCCAGCUCCUCGAAAGAUUCCAUCAACAGUGUCUCCGGAAAUUUUUACACAUACUUAGGAAGCCAGGGGAACUAAUACCAGUGUACUGGAAGAAGCAAAGAUCAAGCAGUGUCAAAGCAAUGAUUAUUCAACAUCAAUUUUGUUGGACUGGUCAUGUUGUGCGGAUACCAGAUGAUCGUCUUCCAAUGCAACUACUCUAUUCCGGACUUAAAAAUGGAAAGCAUAGUGCUGGUGGUCAACAAAAGAGGUUUAAAGACUGUCUCAAGGCAAAUCUAAAUAAAGGGUAGUAUAAACACUGACAACUGGGAAACACUGGCCUGUGAGUGCUCCAGUUGGAGAACAGCCUUUACCAAAGGUGUCAUGGGCUUUGAAGACACUCAAACUCAAGACGCAAGGGAGAAAUGUGCUAAGAGGAAGGCAUGCUUGGCGAAUCCACACCGUGAUCAACUCCCACCUGGAAACCAAUGCCCCCACUGCGGAAGGACGUGUGGAUCCAGAAUUGGCCUCCACAGUCACUUACGGACUCACUGUUAAAACCGUGUUUAUGGAAGACAAUCUUACUUGGCUACGAGGGAUCACCAAAGAAGAAGAAGAAGAACACAGAGCAUAGGGGGCAAAGUAUGAGAAUUGUGGGUGCCUGCCUGAUUUAAGUGCGAGCUGUGGUGACGCUAGUUUGUAUAGAAACUAAACGAAUUUGAACUAAAUGUGGGGCGGUCGUGAGCUCUUCCUAGUCCCUCCUCCUUCUCUUAGACUUCUCAUUUCAAUUCAUUUUUCAUUUAUUAUAUUUCUAUGUGGCUUUUCACUCACCUGAGUCGCAACGAGGCUUACAUACAAUAAGUGACACAGUAGAGCAUCGCAACGGCAACGUAAAUUAUAUAAAACAAUCAACAAAUCAUCAGUAAAAACCCCCACCUUCUAUAAAACACUAUUUUUAAAAAAACUUAGAAAAUUAGAUAAACAGCACAGCCACAAGAAAAGUCAUAUUAUAAAAUUCACAAAACAUUACAACUCUCAUAACCCACAAAACUUAGCAACGUUAACUAGCUAACAACCAAAAACAAGCUGAGCGCUACUGAAGUCACACACACACUCACCUGUGUGACUGUGGAAGACUCAUAGUCUUCCAAUCAGUUCAUCAAAAAACACAUUCACAUAAUGUCUGUUGUAGCUUCUGGUCUGCCUGCCCCAGCCAUCUCUAGCAUCUAGCUUGGCCAAUGACUACCAGAGUCCGCCCUACUCCAUUGUGAUGCGGAGCAGUCCAGCCAAUCACCAGAGUCUUCUCAAAUGACAUGUUGAUUGUUGGCCAGAGGCAAAAGGUUCUGAAUGUCAUAUGCUUUGCAAGAAGCAGGUCUCAGCUUCAGUAUCUCCAGGUAGGGCUGCAGAUGACCUCUGUCCUCAAACUCUUGAGAAGACAAUACAGAACUAGAUGAGGCAAUGUAAGGUGGCUCCCUGUGCUCCUAUUUGGUAUUUUCUCAUUUGCUUUGGAACACACAUCUGCUGGGAAUUGCUGGGAGCACAUUGAUUUCUUUGGGGUUUACACUGGGGAACUUCUGGCUAGCUUAUGCUAUGGAAAUAAGGUCUGAGGUUUUUCUUUCUUUCUUUAGCAAUGUUAAAAGCAUCCACCUCUUGGGCCCGGUUGUACUUUUAUUCAGUAAAAGUGAAAAAAUGAAGAGAUGAAAAAUAGCAAUAAAAUAUUUUCCCCUUCUCCAGCAUAAAAUCCAAUACUCGGAGGAAAGGAAUGGAUCAGUAAAGUGGGUUUUAAAAACAAAUUGGCACAGACUCCCUAUAACUCCCCCACCCAUCUUCUUAAACAGGAUAUGCAGCAGACCUUUAGCACUUAGAAAAAUUGACACAUGUGGACAAAGCUAAAUCGGAAGGCAAAAUAAGCCAUGAAAUUCUUUUACAUCUGUUUCACAUGGUUGAACUAUAUAGCUAGUUAUAUGAAUAGAGUUCAGCUUCCAAACAUCAACUUGGUUAACACAAUAAAUUUAUGGCUUGCAAAAUCAUAGCCUUAGCAGGGAGGAAUGAAUGCUGGCAUUGCAUGUUCCUCUUCACCGCUCUCUUCCUCUCUCAUCAGUGCUUACAUCCAGGUUUAAUUAAAUCACAGUUAACUGUUACAUCUGCAACAGGGAACCAUGGUUUAAUGCCAGUUUAUUCAACCAGGUUCUUAAAACAUGGUUUAAAGUUGGUUUAAGAUCCUGGUUAGUAAGCUGGCAUUAAACGAUAGUUCUCCAUUGCUUGAAUGCUACUCCGUGUAAAAGGCUCCCAGCAUGUGAAAAAGUUGCAAACAAGAAGGCUUGGCUAAAACUCUUCUUCUGGUUAUGCUUGAUCAACAUGGGCAAAGAAGUAUUUUUGCCACGAAAGGUUGCCACCUUUGGACUGCCCUCUGCUUCUAUACUUUUAACAGUUGCAUGGUCAGUGGAAGUCUCCAAGUUAGUUGGUGCUUUAGAAACAAAUUACAUCACCUUCUCAUCUCAGGCCUAGAAGGAAAAAAAACAGUCACUCUAAAACUGGAUAUUAAAAACCUGUUCCGUGUCUAGACCCCGUAACCACCCCCUUGGAAAGAAGACACCAGGACACAAAUAUUAUGUUAAUGUUAUUGGGCAAAUUUUGGCCACAACCUUAUUGAUUACAGACUGUGAGUGGUAUUGGCUUAGGCAUUGAAUGAACCCGACUAUAUCUGACUCCUGCCCGCUGUGCAGGAAGUCCAGUAAGGGUAAACCACCAGAAAGGGGAGCCCCAUCGAUGCAGACCAACUUGGGCUCCCCCAGAUGUUCCCGUUGGGAUCGUGGCAUGGCCCUAGCCCUGCCCCAAGCUUCAGACAAGAUCCACACACCCCGGAUUCCUUUAAUGGAAUACCCUUAAGGUUGGAGGGGCAGGUGAUGGCCGUACCUCCCCUCCCCCAUCAAAAGGUCAAACAAUGCCUAACCGCAAAACCUUACAAAGUUGUGACGAUUGCUACGAGGUAGGCGAAAACCAAAUGGCCCUAUGCCAAUUUUGCCAAGUGGAAAAAUUCCUACCAGGUCCCUCAAUGGCGACCAACCAGGGUCCAUAGCAAGGCCAAUGAACAGCAACCUGUAAAAUAGGGAGGGAGGGCAGGAGUUUAAAGGAAGCGAGCAAAGAAGGGGCCCUCCAGCUCAUGCCAAAGCUUAAAUUGCCCCGGCCAUGCCCCCCAGCCACCAGAUUGGCCGGCUGGGCAAUGACAUGGCCGGGAUCUCCCGGGCAAUGCGGGACUUCGUCCCCCGCCCCCGGAGGAGAGUGGUGACCACGUGGCCCACCGCAACUCCUCCCCACUGUGAAGUGGAGUGGACUUCUCUGUGGUGGAAGUGGCUUCCAGAUGGCUCCAUGCAUGUACCAGGUGGUUGUUCUUCUUGAAACACUUCAUCUCCAAGAUUGGUACCUGCACGUACCUACCUGCCCAAGGAAGACUGAGAAUAAUCUCCACACCUGCCACCUGGAGGUACUUCUUCCUUCCUGUUGUCAGUACUGGCAACAGGAUGGUGGCUACAAUUUGCCACCCCAAAACAGGAACCCAAACACCGUCCAAGGCAGUGCCUUCAGCCCAUCAUCUCAUGAUCCUGCUGGCUGAGAACGCCCCAAAAUAAUCAUUGGGAGUGUUCUCCCACAUUCUAGGCUCAAGCUGCACCUGACAUUGCAGUUCUGCACUGUUUUUGAAACCCAAAUUUACCCUGGGCAGACAGUGGUUCAGGUAGAGCAAAGGAGGACCGCUUAACUCUUCACUGUACCUGCCCCAUGCUGUUAUUCCAGAUGUUGAAGCAGGUUGGGAGGAAAUUUGAGGAAUAUCUGGGGCCUCCAUAUCUUAAGGUUAAGCAGACUCUCCAGCUUUCCUUUCUCCAUCCUGAAUUCUGGGUUGGAGACAGAACUUCAUGCAAAGCAUAGCUUGACCCUCAUAUUUGUUGUCAUGCACUGAACUUGUGUUUCAGUACUUUGGGAAUUAAAAUUUAUGCUGGCAGGAGCUCCAGGAGCUAAGAGCCGUGUUCCUGGACCACUAAAAUGUUGUUUUAACAAGCCUGUUUUAUUUCUUAGUUAGGAAAAGCACCCACGCUUUGUGGAACUGUCCUUUCAACUACAGUAGUCCAAACAUGCAUAAACAUUGGAACCAAAACUCCCUUCCCCUGCACUUUUGAAUUAAGUUACGAUCUGCUGGACUUCACCAAUGGAGGCCCAACUAACAUUUUGUGCUCACAGUCGCCAGGUCUAAUUAGAGAGACAUUCUCUUGGUGUCUCUUUUUUCGCUCGCUGGCUCUUGCAAAAGUCACAGCCGUCGAGCCUUAGUGUAGGUUUUUCUUCCACCUUCCUAAUUGGAGUGUUUGCCCCAGCUAUUUGCUCUUAAGACAUUUACAAGAGACAUUACACAUUUUUCGCAGAUCUCUUGGCAACUCUGCAACUGUGGAACAGCUGCUAGCAAAGCACAGAAAACCCAAAUUGGGGGCGGCAAGCUUCAAGAGAUUACUACGAUACUUGCUCUUUUGCCCCAGAAAUCUCUGAGCAUAACAGAAAGAAAUGGAAGAAACGGCUAGUUAGUUCAGUCAGCGGUCUUUGGGGGAUGUAACACUAAACAGGGAUUAAUUGAUGCCCUCCCCAACUCAUAUCCCCCCACUUUUUACCUCCACAGGUAUGUCAUGAGAUCAAAACUUUUUGCUUCCACUUUAAAAAUAUUUCCUUUUCCCCUCUGAACUCAGGGAAACUCUGGUUAUUUUAAACAUUGGUUUGAACAAGCCAUGGUUUCUGACCCUGGUUUGUUAACAGACUGUAAAUUAAACUAACCAGAGUUCAGAUGCAACAAAGAACCCUUGUUACUUCGAAAGUGUAUGCUUCCAAUUUCCUCCUUGUGGCUGUACUAGAGGGCAGAGGAAACAUGCAUGUCAGAGGCAUGAUGAUGCUUGUGCAUGUAACAUACAACCAUAAUUUAGUGGCGGGUCAGCCAAUGCAGUGCACCAAGCAAGAUGCUGUGGACUGCUGCUGCAGUUUCAUCCAAUUCUCCUGGGUUUCAGGCAGGGUUGUCUGCCAGGCCUUUUUGGAGAUGUCAGGAAUUGAACCUAGAAACUUCCUCAUGCGAACCACCAAGCUAUGAGGAACUCUAGCAUUGAAACUGUUUGGGAUUCAGUAACUCAGUGCUCAUCCACACUUCACUUGCAUAGUUUCUGAGCAGGUCUGAGCAGUUUCUCACUUGUCCUGGGCUGUCUAGGCGCAGGUUCAAGUGGUUUUCCAUUUGCCCUGCUGCUUCCUCCAGGAAGAGCUGCUCUUUGGUGCUGAUUUGGAGCAAACAACAAUCUGUGGAGUAUUUGAAGAGUGUAUGUGAUGAGCAAACAAUGCUAGUGGGUUUUAAAGAGGCUUUGUGAAAAAAUAAGAAAUAUUGCAAGAAUGCAAAUAUGUUUGUAAAGGUAUCUUAAAAGGCGAUACUAAUUUUGGGGAAUGUGUAGAUAAUAAAUUUAAAUACGGAUGAUUGUCAGAGAAGCUGAGUGAAGUCCAAAAGAUGAAAAUAUGUUAAUUGGGAAAUUGUUUAAUUGGAGAUAUUUGUGUAAAACAAUUGGGAAAUUGUUUAAUUGGAGAUAUUUGUGUAAAACUUAAUAACAAUUUAUUUAAAAAAAACAAAAAACAACAAUCUGUGGAAAAGUCGGUUGACAUUUACUCUGAUUCAGUAGUAAAGAGCAGCUCUUCCUGGGGAAAAGCACCAGGGCAAACGGAAGUAUGGCGAAGCCAAGGCUUGAAAGUUGUUGUAUAUCAGCAAAAGGCAGAAAGACUCUGGGGCCAAGCACCUGAGUUGGAAUUUGUGUGCAGAUUUGGCAGUAUAAGACACGGACUCAGUGCAAACUGGGAGGGUCUCACCCAUUUCAGAAGAGUGCUUGGGUUGUGGCUCAAAGGUAGCUUUGAGAUAACCUGUUAAUUGAGCAUUGACUACAUGGAACUGGCGGAAAUGACUGGCAGAAUCCGAGACCAGGGAAAAGAGUCGGUGAAAGAAGACUGGAAGAAAUUUAAAGACUAUUUACAGAAAUAUUGUAAAAUUAAGGAAUCUUAGAAGGAUGUUGGACAGAAACUAAGAGCUUUUUAGCUGUAAUGCUUUAAGAGAUAUGAAAAAAGGCUUACAAUUGGGCAAAAGUUUAAUGGUAAGGAUUUGCUGAACUAACAAACUGAACUGGAAUACAAAAAAGGGAGGUAUGAGGAGGUCCGGGGAAAUAAGUCUAGAGAAGAUAGGUUUGGAAAAUUAAUGUCUUUUUAACUGUUUUAUUUUGUAUGUUUCUUUUUAUCCUUUACUUUUUUGUUAUAUUUUUAAAAACUUUACUCUUUUUUCUGUAUUUUGUAUUCUAUUUUUUGUAACUUUAAUAAAUAUCAUUUAAAAAUAAUAAUAAUUGAGCAUGCCUGUGGGUGUUUGUGCAGGGUUUGCACAAAAUUUCCAAGAAGGUUAUGCAAACCUGGCUGUUUAUUGAGAAUUUAUUCUGAUUAUAUUUCUUUUCUCCCCCACCCCCCCAAAAAAAGUGUGCCAGAAGGUUACACAAUACUCACUGUUUUUUGAGAAUUCUUCUGAUUUUAAUAUUUUUUGCACGAUGUUUGCCAAAGGUUUUGCAAAACCCAGCUGUUUAUUGAGCAUUCUUGGCGUGGAGAUUAUAUGACAUCACAUCAAACAAUUGUUAUCCCUCACUUUCCUUACUACAAAAAAUGUUCUUGGAGAGGGUGGAAGCGUGUUUCUUGCAUAGAGCACCAAAUCCAAAGUAAUUGGGCAACCUGAAUUUACUGGUAUGGGAUCAAAUCCCACACAGGAAUUUCUGGAUUCGUCAGUGGGGUUUGCUUCCAAGUAAAGAUGGGGAGAUGGGCUAGAUCCAGAAUGGGGAGCCAGUGCAGUGUAGUGGUUAAGAGCGGUGGACUUGUAAUCUGGUGAACCAGGUUUGCUUCCCUGCUCCUCCACAUGCAGCUGCUGGGUGACCUUGGGCCAGUCACACUUCUCUGAAGUCUCUCAGCCCCACUCACCUCACAGAGUGUUUGUUGUGGGGGAGGAAGGGAAAGGAGAUUGUUAGCCACUUUGAGACUCCUUAGGAUAGUGAUAAAGCGGGAUAUCAAAUCCAAACUCCUCCUCCUCCUCCUCCUCCUCCUCCUCCUCCUCCUCCUCCUCUUCCUCCUCCUCUUCUUCUUCUUCUUCUUCGCCUCACUUUGGUGGCAACCAAAAGACCCAACCUACCUUGGAAUUCCCAUAUCAUACCCAGCUAGUACUUCUGUGCCUCAUUUUCCUCUUGGUAAAUGAGGGAUAAAACCUGGAACUUGGGAUGGGCAAAUGGUCUCACUUUUGGUUUCUCUCCAUUUUGGUUUCUCUCCAUUUCAGUCUUAGAUUCAGUUCUCUGCAUUUCCUUAUCAGUUUGGGUGUGUGUGUGUGUGUGUGUGUGUGUGUAUCGAUCCUGAAAGUUCAUCAGGAUUUUAAUAUGAAUUUUUCAUAAUAUACUCAUAUUUAUAUCCCAUUUUCCCUAAUAUCAUUUUUGAAAAGCUAUUUCCCCUGAUGUGAUGCAUUUUAAUAUGCUAUUUUUUCCACUAAUAUAUGCAUUUUAAUGCACACUUUACCAUAGAGCAUGGUUUUUUGUACACAUUCCUUGUGGACUGGAGAGCUGCAGUGCAAAAUUCAAAGAAGAGUGAAAUUUUAAAGGCUAUCUGAGUUUCACUUUAUGUCUCGGUUUGAAAAGUGUGAAGUAGGUAGUUUGUGUUUAGAUGCAUAUGAUCAUUUAUUUAUUCGCUGAAUUUUUAAACUACUUUAUCUUGACCAGGGCAACCCAAAGCGAUGUACAGUGAUAACUCGGGUUAAGUACUUAAUUCGUUCCGGAGGUCCGUUCUUAACCUGAAACUGUUCUUAACCUGAAGUACCACUUUAGCUAAUGGGGCCUCCCGCUGCCGCCGCACUGCCGGAGCACGAUUUCUGUUCUCAUCCUGAAGCAAAGUUCUUAACCUGAAGCACUUUUUCUGGGUUAGCGGAGUCUGUAACCUGAAGGGUGUGUAACCCGAGGUACCACUGUACACCCAAACAAAUCAGUCCUAGCUAGGUUUGAUUUAAAGUGCAUUGAGGGAAUCUAAGAGAGACAAACCAUAGAUUCUGAACGCUUUGCCUGCUUCUCUGCAUUUUCUCUCUACUGAGAUGCCACAAGACUCUUUGUUGUCUGUGAGCACAAGAGGGCAUGUUUUUAAGAAGCUGCCUUAAUUAAUCUGGAUUAACUAACAUCACCAUCAGAGCCGAUUGCAUGUGCCCUAAUCCGCCUUGCAGAAUAAAGCCUCCCCUUUUCAAUUCACAAACAUGCAAAUUCUCGAUUUCAGAGCAUUUUUUCUUGAAUGGGGAAAAUCUACUCCUUUAAUGCUUUUUACACAGUCUCUGAGGGCCUAAUCCUUCCAUAAUUUGUUCAGAAGACAGGUUUAUUUUGGUGGGCCUUAAUCUCAAAUUUAGGGACACGGGUGGCGCUGUGGUCUAAACCACAGAGCCUAGGACUUGCUGAUCAGAAGGUCGGUGGUUCCAAUCACCGCGAUGGGGUAAACUCACGUUGCUCGGUCCCUGCUCCUGCCCACCUAGCAGUUUGAAAGCACGUCAAAGUGCAAGUAGAUAAAUAGGUACCUCUUCACCGGGAAGGUAAACAGCAUUUCUGUGUGCUGCUCUGGUUCACCAGAAGCGGCUUAGUCAUGCUGGCCACAUGACCCGGAAGCUGUACGCCGGCUCCCUUGGCCAUUAAGGCGAGAUGAGCGCCGCAACCCCAGAGUCAUCCGCGACUGGACCUAACAGUCAGGGGUCCCUUUACCUUUACCUUUCAAUCUCAAAUUUAAAGCUGCUGCUUCUAGGAAACAAAGUUUAAAAAACUUGUUGAGGAAUCUGCACUCCAGUCCAGACCCCUUAACACUCUACAGCCUAAUCCAGCACAUCUUUGUCCUGACGCAGGGCCCCGCUGUCUGCAAUGAGACUUACUCCCAGGUAAGCAUGUCUGCAGAUUAGCAGUCUAGUUGUAGGCUUGUUUUCCUAGAAGUAAAUCCCAGUGUGUUGCAUUGUAGCCCACACAUUUUUUAACGGGAUGCAAGGCCCGUUGAAUUCAGCGGGACUCUCUCCCAAACAGGGCUGGAGGAGAAUUUUAGAUUUUGUUUGCGUUUUAACAAACUAACCAAUCUGCAUUUCUGGAACCAAUCUGAGCACUUCUCCAAAUUGGCGACACGAUUCUCCAACCAAAUGGUGCCUUGCUUCUCCCCCCUCCUACAAUUUAUUUCCCGCCCUUCACCCAAAACUCCUAGGGCGAGUUACAAUCAAAACACAACAUUAGCAUUAAAACACAAUAUUUAAAACAGCUCAAAGCAACCUAUUAUUUCAGAAAUGAUGUGGGUCCUAUAUUUUGCUAGAAGCUGGACCAUAUAUGGUGCAAUGUACCACAGAGCCUAGGACUUGCCAAUCAGAAGGUUGGCGGUUCGAAUCCCCGUGACGGAGUGAGCUCCCGUUGCUCGGUCCCUGCUCCUGCCAACCUAGCAGUUUGAAAGCAUGUCAAAGUGCAAGUAGAUAAAUAGGUACCACUCCAGUGGGAAGGUAAACGGCGUUUCCGUGCGCUGCUCUGGUUUGCCAGAAGCGGUUUAGUCCUGCUGGCCACAUGACCCGGAAGCUGUACGCCGGCUCCCUCGGCCAAUAAAGCGAGAUGAGCACCACAACCCCAGAGUCGGCCACGACUGGACCUAAUGGUCAGGGGUCUCUUUACCUCUUGGUUAAAGGUGUGCAGCUUUGGGUCAGGUGGUUCAAAGGGAUCCUCUUGCCCUGUUUUUUUUUAUUUUCUUUUUUUAGAUUGCCACAUCAGGUGGCCCAAGAAUCCAUCCCCAUUCAUAACCCUUGA